Messenger RNA from Cinara cedri, 57929 nucleotides. The record is from the annotation of a GenBank genome assembly. NCBI's taxonomy places the organism in Eukaryota, Metazoa, Arthropoda, Insecta, Hemiptera, Aphididae.
GGCCGUUGCGCGCGUAUCGUACCCCGUCCGCGUCCGUCACGAUGCGGCUGCAAGCGGUUUUAACGGCGGCGGCCACCGCGCUCUGGUGUUUGCGGUGCUCCGCGUGGAACGUGACCAGACUGUACGGCAUCGGGCCGGCCGGGCCGCCGGUCCGUCUGACGGACGUGGCCGUGUGGCGGAACAGGGCGUACGCGUGUUGGCCCAGGCUGGACGCGUCGCAGCCGGUCACGCUGUUGGAACUGCCGUGGCCCGAAACGACCGACCAGCAGCUCCGCGCGCCGCCGGGGUUCGGGUCCGCCUGGAAGCCCCGCGGGCCGUUUCGCGCCGACCAACAAGUGAGUGACCUACAACCCUGUAACGUAUUAAUGUGUACUAUGCGGUCGGACGUGUUAUAAUAUUAUGCACAGCCGAACCGGGCGUUUGAAAAACCGCCUAGUAAUAUCGAUCGGCAGUAUUGCGCGGAAAAAAAUCGAAAACCGCACUUGAACAAACUACUCUCGGUCAGCGAUGUUCAGCCACGGAUACUAAAAAUGUAUCUAGAUAAAUAUGAAAUACCACACACCUAUGUGGCCGGUUUUAAAGACGAACAGAACAAAUGUUGUCUAGAUAUACUCGAUGAAAGAUAACCUCGAUUUAUCCGGAUGAAAAUCGCGUACGUUUUUCGGUAAAGCAAUCGAUUAGAUAAAUUGUUUAAAUCGUAUAAGACGUUAAAAAUCUAUAAAUUGUUUAACUAAUGCGCGAUAAACUAAUGUCUGGAAUAAAGAUCAAUUUACUUACUAAUAUAAAACGAUGUGUUCGAUUCUGAGCGGAACAAGGGGUUUCGGAGGAUCACAGCUAGUAGAAAAAAUCCCCCGAACCCGAUCCCGGAAUCGAUAAUUCAGUUACAAGUAACGUCGUUUUUUUUUUUUUUUCAAAAUUUUACCAUUAAGUUUUCAACUCGUAUUGUGCCGAGUCUAGAAAAAAGUAUAUUUGCACAAAACAAUUUGUCAAGAUAAGCGGCAUUUGUAUGUAAGAUUAUAGAGAAUUUGAUUUUUCGAAAAUUCGGCGAUAUUUCCCUAGAUAACAUAACGGCUGAUUAAAAACGUAUCCGGUUCACUCUGAACACAUGCGCUCUCUGUUGUCGGACCGGCGACCCGCAUUCCGAAAAAAUUCCGUUUUGCCGUUGUAAAAUGCUUGUGAUUUUUUUUUUUUUCGUUACGUAAUCGUAGUCUACGACUAUCGGGAUAAAAAAAAAAAAAAAGUAUUUCGGGCCGCGACCCGUCGUAAGGUUGGGAAACCUUUAUGGUCGUGUUAUAAUAUACUACGCGGUCGUGAUGUUCAGAGUUACAAUAAUAUAACAAUAUUUUGUCGUGCGAGACAGCAUUCGGCGGCCAUCUAUGCAUCACGGGAUAACGUUCCCGGCGUAAUCGUUUUUCUCUCUCUCUUUUUGUACAUCACUUGUCGUCCGUUUCGGUAAAUUAGAUACAUAAUAGCCCUGUAAUUCUCGCCGAUGAUCCAGUUACAUAAAUAAUGUUGCGGCACUCGGAAUUCCUGUAUACAAUAUAGACAUGUAUUCGUGAUGAUUAUUUUCGGACGACGUUUCCCCUCACACCGCUCCCCUCCAAGGCGUAUAUUCACGCCGUAUAGAGCUGCUCAACAGUCGCGUUUCUCAAUCGCAUUUAAUACCUAUGGGGCUCAUCGACUGUACGACGUCAUUAUGUUCGAUUGUAAACGACAGUCGUUGUUUUUUCCUGUACGAAUGAUAAGAAAACAACACCACACAAUGUAUACACGCACAAUAAGCCGCGGUUACCGAUUGCCGAAUCGAUUCCCGCGGGCAGGCAAACAAACGGAACAGUCGGUAAAACUGUAAUGAUUUUAACAAUGAAAACAGAAUUUACAAACGAUUUGCUUCCCGUUUUACACGGAUUCGGGACUGUCUAUACAGAAAACCCACUAGAAAUCGCCGUACGUUACGUCGUCGGCGCAGUCGUCGAACGAAAUACCCAAAAAGCCAUAGGCGAAAACCCUAUAGGGUUUGGCGUUGGCGGAUUUUAAUUUCGAAAACGGAUUUCGAUUGAUUAACAAGAUUUACAUUUGGUUUUGGCGAGAACGGGAACGAUCCCGUGUAUUUUCCCGCGGUAAAUUGCACAUGUUAAAACUAUUACGUUCCGAAAAUAAUCCGAACAGUAACCAUUUUUUUUUUCAACCCGGCAACCGAUAAUUCCGCCGUUUCCGAAACGUUUACACACGCUGUCCGUCCGUCGUGUUAUCGAAAAGUCGCGUCUAAAAUUCCGACUUUUUCGAUAAACGGAUUGCGAGCGUUUUUUUUUUUUCUUUUCUCCGUAACUGCCAAAAUGUAUUUAUAUUUCGAUCGAUAUUUAAUAAAAAUCGCACACUCGUCGCUGAUUGGUUAACUACGCGAGGUAGGUAACGUACAAAAUGCUCUCUCUCUCUCUCUCUAUAUAUAUAUAUACACUCGUAUAUACAGCGCGAAUCCCCCUUUAGUCCGUAUUAUUAUAUCAGUCGAUUUCCUUUGUGUGUUUUUUUUUUUUUUUUUUUUUAUGGAACCUAUUUUCAUUUCUUCUUCCGAAAUCGUAUUACUGUAUACACACGACGACGCAGUAAAUCCGGCGGACCGUAUUGACUGCAUGCAGGUCAAACAAAAUAAUACCGUACACAUACACACACACACACACACACACACACACACAUAUAUAUAUAUAUAACAUUCAAUUGGUAUUAAUACCCGUUUCGGCCGCGUGUCGUGAACUUUUGAUCCGAGGCAUUAUAUACGUGUCUAUACCGCCGCGGUAUAUUUUCUCCUGCGCAGUUGUUAAUAAAACGACAUUAUAUGUGUGUGUGUGUAUAAUACCUAUAUGUAAUAUUAUUUUCUACGAUCGUCUCUUCUCCGGGGCCCUGGCUCUACGGUACGCCGAGUUUUUUUUUUUUUUUUUCAUAUAUAUACGCGACGGCUACGACGAUCACGCCGUCGCCGCUAUUUAGCCGCACGACGAAAUUAUUAUUAUUAUUAUUAUUAUUAUUAUUAUUCUAUACGUACUACGCGUUUUGUAUACGUAGUGACUCAUAUGCAUACGAGUAUUACGUCGUCGGGCACGAUGACUAUCCGCCGCCGGCAUGAUCAUAUUAUUUCAUAAAAAAAAAAAAAAAAAAAAAAAAAAAAAAUUAAANUUCAAAAAAAAAAAAAAAAAAAAACAAAAAACAAAUUAAAACGUAAUUACAUUGAUAUGGUCGGGCUAAUUUCCAAAACGCGUACAUGGAUAGUGACAAGAAAAAAAAAAAAUGGACACGUAUCUAUAUCAGUAUUUAUACUCGGUCUCCUUUCCGCGCUAUCCCUCUCCAACAGUCGUCCUAUUGUGCUACCUCUUUCUCUCUCUCUCUCUCUCUCUCUCUCUCUCUCUCUCUCUCUCUCUCCCCCUCUCUCUCUCCAAUAGUCUGGGGUUAAAAAAACUACAAUUACUCAUUCGUUUCUUUAUUGUCUAUGACCGAUUGCCCGACUCCAUAAUGACAACCGAUCGGAACAAAAACCGUUUUCGACGCUCGAUCCCGAAAUAUGAUAAUGUAUAAUAUAUUAGGCUGUUUUAAUUUUUAACCUUUUUUUUUUUUCGAAUUAAUACUGAAAAUAACUUCAUUGUUGUCUCAAACUUACCCCAAAAUCUUUUGUAUAAAAUCUAUACUAAUUCCCGGAUUUUUUUUUUUUUUUAUUUUCAAUUCAUUAUAGUCUAUGCAGCUGAUCUAUAACCAAGGACCGAUAGCAAGGUCUUUUCAUAACUUACAAAGUUAACCUUAUUUGCACAUGUUUGUUCAAAAAGUAGCUGAGUUAUACAACUUUAUAAUAUGAAUACAAAAGUUAUAAAACUUAAAUUGUAUAGAUUUAUACAAAUGAGCUAUUCUUAUAACAGUAAAAUUUCACUUGAUUCUGAGUGAAUCAUAUAUAUAUAUAUAUAUGUUUGUGAUCAUUAAGAUACAAUUAUGUAUAAUCACAUAACUAUCGAACUCAAUGAGUAAAUUUGAUUUGAUUGGAAGUAUACUUUCCGUUACUUUCCUAUGUUGUUUAAAUGGAAAAACUAAAUAAUAUGACCAAGUUCUAAUCAUUUUUUUUUUUUUUUUUUGUACUCAAAUUUUCUUUGGGUUAGUUUGAGACUACAAGGAAGCAAUUUCCAGUUUUAAUUCGGAAAAAAAAUAAGUUGAAAAUCAAAACAAUCUAAUAUUUUAUACGGAGAAAUUUUUUUUUCAACAUGACGAUUUCGUUGUAAUUUCGUGACUAUGCGUCAGGGUAUAAUAUAUUAUAAUCUCAGAAGUAUAUCGGUCUUCGUUCAGAAUUGUUUUUUGGUUGUAAUCAUUAAUCGUCACUUUCAGUAUGUAAGCGAAACGAACCGAUAUCGUCUCUACGCGUUUCAAACUACAACUACACAGUAGCUUAACCCCACGGUGUGAAAUGCGCAUAGUUUUGACUGCGAUAACGGUUAAAGAAAACGUUUUGUACAGACAAAAAUCGUAAAGUCGUAUCGUUUUAAUAGUUUAAAGGUCACGGGAUAGGAAAAAAAGUAACAGCCAAUUCUCUCGAUUUUAAAAUAACCGUAUACCUUCCGUCCAAGGGUUCGUUUGACACUAAUAUCGAAUGUUGAGUUCCGUUCGGCGAAAAAAGGUUUCAGUCGGAUAAUAUUGAAGGUGAAAUAUCGGACGGGUCGGUUAAAAAAAAAAAAUGCGCUGUGACAGUCCGCGUGUACAGCUGCAUAGAACUUUUGCUCUGCUGAACAAUUUUCGAAAUUGGCCUCACCGCCUACUCUUUCACCUUUCUUCCCCAGCGUCUUUCAUUUUUUUAUGCUAUUUUUUUUUAUUUUCGCGCGCGUUUCUUUUGAAAAUAUCUCGCGCGAAAAUUCGUCGACUAUAACUUUUACCGGAAAGGCGGGAAAAAAAAAAAAAAAAAACCUAACGCAAUAUAUUUACGCGCGCGUCUUCUCCCGCGGCCGGUUCUCGGCGACGACGGCGCGCCCGUAAAGGGGAAAAACUCAUUAAAAAGUUACGAAAUUAGUUUGGAAAAACGAUUUUUGCGCGGGCCGAUUGUUUGCGCGCCUGCACAGUGUAAUGUUAUACACGUAUACGCUUAAUAUCGUUAUUUUUUCAUUACGAAUAUAAUAUCGUUAUUAGCCGUCGUUUGAUAUUGUAAUACGCUGCACGGCUUUUAAACGCGUUAAAUCCGCGGAAUAUUAUAUGGAAACGUGCUCUCACCGUCUCCCUCUCUCUAUCUCUCUCUCUCUCUCUCCCCCUCUCUCUCUCUCUCUAUAUAUAUAUAUAUAUAUGUGUAUAAUAUUAUAAUAAUAAUACAGCGCCGUUAUAAUAAUAUUGUAAUAUUUAUAAUAUACAGUAUACACUUAAAACACCGCGCGGUAAGUAUACAUCCUGCGUAUAAUAUUGUAUAUAUCUGAUGCUCUGCGGGUUCCCCUGUACAUGUAUAAGGAGCGAUGCACGACCGUAAUAAAUUCGCAAAGUAAAAAAAAAAACCACCAUGAAUACAAGAGUGUAUUGCUGCGCUGCGGUAAAGUAUGUACGUAUAUACGUAUUAUUAUAUGGGUACGCGGGAACGGGUAGGAUAUGGACGCCACGAAGACGACGAGAGAGACGACGAGAGAGGAGUGGGAGGAGGAGAAGGAGGAGGUAAAUCUGACGUCUCGGGGAAAAAAAAAAAAAUCUAGUCGUAUUUAUUUAUUUUUUUUUUUCAGGUAGGUAUCCGCCGAACCCGGUGUGGCGCGGAAAGAAAAAGAGUAGUAGUCUGUUUUUUUUUUUUUUUUUUUUUUUUAAAGAAUAAUAAUGUCUUGAAAUUUGUUUAUGCACGACCAUUAUCUAAAUUGGUGCUGCGCUGUGCGUAGGUAUACGCGUAUAUAAAUAUAUAUAUACUGAAAAACGGAAAAGAAAAAGAGGACGUAAUUUACAUAAAACGAAUUUGUAUUCUCCAGUGGCGAUCUCACUUUCGCCCGUCGUCGCCGCCGCCACCGCCGUUGUGGAUACGACACGUUUUACACUUAAGUAUCAAAAGUUCUCUCUUCUGCACUCACUGCUGCCGCAGGGAGCUCGAAAAUAUACGGGCGUGAUAUACCUAUACGUACUUAAAGCCAGGACGUGCAUACAUUUGAGGGGACCGGUGAUAGGUGUAUUAUACUUACGUGUAUAUAAUAUAUAUGCACUAAAAUAUGUACGGUACGAGCGACACGGAGCACGUGGACACCGCGGAGUCAAACAUCAUCAUCAUCAUAAUAAUAAUACUGCACAUUAUACUCGCAUAAUGUAAGAGCGUGGCUGUUUACCGCGAUAAAAAAAAAAAAAAAAAAAAACCCGUCGUCGUUGUAAACGUCGUAUUAUUACUAUAAUCGGACGGUAAUAGCUGUUGCUGCGGUUUGGGAUUCCUCUGCUAAGCUCAAAAGCCGCGUCGAUAAAUUUAAAAGUGCAGAUUGACGUUGAUUCCGGCAAGUGGCGUUAAAUGGUUCAGAAACACGGUCUUUCGGAAAAACGAAACGAAUAUAAAGCCGGAAGUUUUCGAAAGACAAAUCGUUUUUUUUCGGGUCGCGCAAGGACGCUCGGAUUGAGGAAUGGAGGAUAAUAAUAAGACAUAAUUGAAAACUCCGGUAUUUUAUCAACACGCUCUAGCGUCGCAAAAGAAAUUUUAGCGAGAAGAACGAAAUAGGCAGGAUAACUACAUGGAGAAAAUAGGCAUCAAUAAUUAGAACUGUAAUAAAGAAAACAACCCAACCGGGAUCUGCACGAGGAAGGUCACGCUUAAGAUGGAGAGACGGAGAGAAAGCGAGUGGCAGAAAUAAAUGAAUAAAUAUUUGUUUGGAGCUCUGGUCUUCAAAGGCCGUUCAAAGAAGAAGAAGAAGAAGAAGAAAACCGUUUGCGAGAAUGGGGCGGAUGCUUAUAAUGGUAAAUUUUUUCCGAAGAAAGAACCCAUAAAAAUGAUUAGAAACAUUGAAAAAAUGUCGGGGAUUCGGGUGCGAGCGAUGGACGUACUAUUUAAAAAAUCAUGUUUUGUCGCGUUUCAAACGAGGAAUCGUUGCGAAAAACUCGAAAUUUCUUCGCAGUGUGCCGAUCUGAGUAUAAUAAAAGCCGAUUUGUUUUCUAUUGGCUCUAAUCAACGGUGAACAAAUUUCGAAUCACCGCCAUUUAAAUGGAAUAGGCGACUAUGAAUAAUUAUACCGUGUUGCAGGCGGUUAGGGAUUUCACUUAGCACAAUUUGGUGCGCACAUUAAUAUUGACCCCUAUACUUGAAAGAGAAAAAUUAAUGUAUAUUCGUGUUACAUUUGAAGUCGAGUCCAUGCUUGGAAAAAGUAAAAUAUAUAAUGACUGAGUCAGCUAAUCCGAACAUUCAUACAAUUUUUCGAAAGACGGACACACUUCGCACGUGGAUGGGCCACUGUUGUAGAUUAGAAGUUGGGAAGGUAAUAAAGAGGAAAUUUUUUUAUGCAUAUCUGUACGCACCGAUUAAACAUGGCUAACGAAAAAAACGAUUCUGAGAGGAAUUUGAUUGAUAUAGUGUUGCUUUGUCAACGAUAUAUAUAUAUAUAUAUGUCAUUUUAUAUAGUGAAAUAAUUACAUAGGUAUGCAUUAAAUAUUUUCUUUGAUAAUAUAUGUUUAAUAAUGUACCCGUUUUCCCGGUUUUUCCAAUUUGUUGGGUAAACUCCUGAGAAAAUUAAAAAAUGAUUUUCCUAAGGUACCACCCCAGUCAGAUUUUCUUUCAGAAAAAGUGCUAUUAUUGUAAAUCGGAGCAAAAUUAUUGGUAAAAAAGUUAUCCAAAGGAAAAAAAAUGAACAUCGUUGUAAAGUUGAUGCAUUCUUCGUUCCACUCUGAAUCUUAAAAACAUUUUUAACUGUACUAGACACGAGUAAUAUUUUUUCUUACAGAGGUGCCAAUUUCGUGACAAUGUGAAGUAUGUGCAUGUUUUUUUUCUAUUCCAAAAUUGUAUUACAUUCUGUUGGUAUUAGAAUUUUAAAUCUUAUAUACGGAUUUAAAUGUUAUUCGGUUCGUAUUCGGGCGAAUACUGCAGUUAUCGCGAGUGCGUAUUCCAAAACGCGCGUUGUUUUUCCAGGAGCAUUACAUAGGGGUGGUAUACACGAUACGCCCGUGAGGAUAUUUGACGUUCGCUUCCCCUCAUUGCCUUUUUAUUUUUAUGUAAUGUGCGUAUUUCGUCUGUUCAUUUUGAAACGUUUUCUCGAGGGGAAAGUGUUUCUCGCUGAACUUUCCCCCCGUGCAAAAGUUAUGCCCGCAAUGUGUUUUUCCGUAUACAGCCGACUCGACACUGUUUUAGCGACGGGGUCGUUUUGCCCGCGCGAAACCUUAGAAGAAAAAAAAAAUAAAAAUCAGAUUAAGCCGAUCUAAACCCGAUGGAAAUUUUCGGAACGCGAAUCUAGAAUUAUUAUUAUUACGCACGAACACGAAACGGCACGCGGGGGACGGCCCGCUGUACACCUGUCGGCUUCGCCAUCCGAAUUAAUAUACAAACCUACUGCCUCGCGCGUCCACGGCCCGAGAUACGAAUUCCAGGAAAUCAUAAUAUUUAUAUAUAUAGUACCCUAAGUAAGUAUAAACUUAAACCUCGCCGACGUACGUCCGCCCCCGAAGUCAUCGAAAAGCCACCGCGAGUAGAUAGCAGACUUCCAAGUCGGCGUGACCGAUUCGAGAAUUACGUUAUUUUCGCAGUCUCGUCAACGGGAAACGUGUCCGACGCCCAGACUAUUUUUCACUGUGCGUAUGCAAGAGUAGGUGUACGUAUACACACACACACACACGUUUUCACGCGUACACGCGUAUUUCACGUUAUUUUCAAUGCGUAAUCGUGCGAACAAACUCUAAACGAAAAUACCGGUAAACGCGGACGGAAAACAUUCACGUGCAUUAUAAACGCGCGCGAGUACAAAACGCGUUUCAUGUUCUAAUCGAUUGGCGUUUUCAAUCGAAACCUCUAGCAUAAUAACAUCGUAAUGUAAUAUAGGCGAAACUAGGGGGGGAGGGGUGUGCUAGGGGGCCUACAGCACCUCUAAAACGACUAAAUAUUUUAGCAUUGUUUUCAUAAUGAACGAGCGGAAGAAAAUACAGAUUUCCCACCUGGGAAAUGUGUGCAAUGUACGAAAAAUAAUGUUAAAAUUCUUAUGAUGUAUUUGUAUAAUGUACACACGUUGUAAAAAAAAAAAAAAAGGCGUAGUAGACUGUUGUAAGAGUGGUGCAAAGGGGAUUUCGAGGGCACAACCUCCGCGGGUUUUUAACCACGGGUCCAUAAUUUUAACGCCCCCCCAAAGUCGGUAGUCUAGUUGUGCCCGUGUAAUACACUAUACAUUAGUACUGAGUACCAAAUCCGGAUCGAAACAAACGUUACAAUCCGUUUAAUCCGAACUAUUACUUUCAAUCCGUAUUUUAAAUACCGAUCCGGAUAUACGGAUUAUACUAUAAAUGCGGAUUAUUAAGUGUUUAAAAAACAAUUAGGUAUUAUUUUAUUUAUAAUUUGUUUUUCUUAACUGAAACUAUUUCUAAAAUUCUUUAAUCGCCCACAAAAUGUGUAUCGAUUGAAGUUACUACUCAAGUAUCUCUGGACUAUCAAAAUAGUUGAGCAAUUGUGAAAAAUUCGAAAACCCUGUCGUAUUUGUUGUUACGUGGGUCAUGGAUCGCGUUGAGUCGAUUGCCGAUCGAUCCGAUAUCGUACAACAUUCGUAUUGUACAGAAUGUGUGUACACGCUACACAGAUAAUAACGAAAAAAAAUAUAAAAAUCGAGAUCUGCGGAUCAGACCGGAAAUCCGGAUUCCGGAACGCGUCGGCCGGCAACGCACCGUGUGAGGGAUACCGCACUUCGGCCGGCCGUGAUAUCGCCCGGGGUCUCGCGAAUAUAUUAUCGCCCGAUACGAUUCCGGAAUAUUCGGAACUUUGCGUGCCGCCCGCGUUUUCGGAAUAAUAAUAAUAAUAACAAUAAUCGCAAUAAUCGCGCGUGCACACAAUACGGCGGCAAUAACGGCGCGGCCGCGCGGAAAACGUAACGCGGUAAACGAAUAAACGUUUAUUGUCGUCAUUGUAACGUACGAAACGCUAGCCGGCGGGCGGCGUGUGUGCUCGCGAGUAUUACGACCCGGCGGCGACCGCGAAAUAAAUAAUGAUAACAAUACCGAUGACGAUGAUAAUAACAAUAAUAAUAAUAAUAAUAAUAAUUAUCGUUUUCGCCGGGUCCCGGCCGCCGCCGCCGGACGACGCCGCCGCCGCCGCCGCCGCGCGUAUAGUAUUAUUACAAUAACAGUCGGUCCGGAAUCGAUUUCGGGCUCCGCGAACCCGCGAACGGUCCGGGGGGUCGUCGUCACUCCUCGAAUACCGCGUUCGGUUUCGUACGCCGCCGUCGCCGACAGACGCCUCUCCGCCGGUCGCACGCCGAAUAACAAUAUCCCGCGUGUCCCCGCGCGCGCACCGGAGCACCCCGAAAACGGACGCGAUAAUAUAAUAUUUUUACGCUGCUCGCCGCGCACGAAAAUAUCGCGUGCAUACGCGUGUGGCGGGCACGCCGAGCGAGCCGUUACGCCGCGGCGGUUUAUACCGGUAGGUGCGCGUUGUUGUCUGCAUCGUUCGAGUCCGCGUUCGACCGGCGAAAAAAAUCUCGGGGAAACCGGCCGCGAAACUGUUGGCGAACAACGAACGGGCGAGCGUGCAGAAGAAUCGCCGUGUGGUGGUGGGGUGGGGGGGGGGGGGUGUGUGUGUGUGGAGGGCCCGCGUCGAUAACGCGACAGAACGCGGCGACGGUGUGCGAAAACUCGCGUGGCGAUACGAUGCGUCCACCGGUGUAUAGUGCGCCUUGCGGAAAACCGUGCGCCGGAGCGCCGGUCGUUUGCACGAUUCCGUUCUGUUCGGACGUCGGAUUGUUGUAUUUGUUGUCUGUGCGCGGUGUCGGAUCCGCCGUUCGGGACGGUACUUGCGAUUCCGUUGCUUUCGGCCGACGGGCCGGCCGUCUCCCCGUACGGCAGGGCCGCGGUCGUUGUGCGUCGCGUGCCCGAGCCGGGCUACGGACGGUGUUACGGAGAGAACGGGCGAGAAACGACGGGGAAGGCGCCCGUGACGACGGACGGGAACCCGGGAAAUCGCCGCCGACGGAUUGGAAAACGGCAAGACGAAAUGGACGCCGAAAUACGCCGCGGUCGCGGUACGCGGUGUAACACGCACACGUGUUCGUCAUUAUAAAACCUAUCGGCGGCGGCGGCGGUCUGUGGGACGCACGGUUACCGCGGUAUAUUGUAUUACUGUACCGCGGCCGGAGAGUAUACCGCGCGACGCGUCGUGUAGAACGCACGUACACGUGUACAAAAGUGGCCACCGGUGUUAUACGUACACGUAUAUAUAAAUAUAUACGCGGCGAAGUAUACGCGGUAUUCCGUGGGGUUGUAGCGCCCCCGCCGAGAAGGGCGAAAAACAAAAGUGAAACGUAUAAUAAUACGUUUAAACGCAGUUUUUGCGGCUGCGGUGUCGCGUUUACCAGCGCCGGAGUUGCACAAUAUACAGAGCGAUCGCGUCUGCGGCGAGGGUCGCAGUCCGCGCUCGGAACGGCAUAUUUUAUUACAUUACGCGAGAUUGCCGGGCGGUGUUUGCAAAACGCGCUUAAACCCCGCGGGUUUUAUGCGCGCCGAACAGCCGGGACGGAGUAUGUCGCGCGAAGACCGCAGACGUUUGUUUGUUAUACAUCAUGUAUGUAUCGUUCUUAAAAAAAAAAACAAACGAAAAUAAACAGUUCUUGCGUAUUACUUUUGGACAAAACGGGUAAUUGCAGUUUUACAUUCCGAAACGGAACGAGGAAUGUAUUGGUUUUACAAUGAUGUUUAUUUGUUUUCUAUGCGCGCGCUUUUACUACCAGAAAGCUUAGUCCGAUUAUUAAGUAUACCUUCGAGUAACGACUUUUCCGAAAGGAAAUGUUCUCCGGACGGUACUUUAGAGAGGUCAUUUUUGGAAAUUAUCAUUCAUAUUCGAUAUCGAUUCGGAAAACCGGGUCCAAUUAGGUCAAAAACGAUUGAGAGGUUUAAAAUAAGGUUUUCAUUGGAAACCGUUUGUAUUUAUUUUUUUGUUAUUAUUAAGUUUUUAUUAUUUUAAUCUAUUUUAAACAAUCAUUGUUGUCACGGAAACGCACAUUGUUGUACUUAUUUUGCCAUAAUAUAACAUAUAUAUAUUGUUGAUAAAGCAACAUUAUCAACUGAACUCCGUUCAGAAUCGUUUUUACGUUAGCGAUUAUGGUUUUGUCGUUGCUUACACCUGGUACAUUAAAUUCCCGUCUGUAUCCUACCUUUCCAACUUCCCACCUACAACAGCGACUACACCCAAGUGUAAAGUAUGUCAGUCUUUUUUUUUUAAAUCUACAUUUAUUUCGUUUUCCUGCCCGUAAACCACUUUAUUCAAUUGAUAUUUCGUUCUUGAAUAAUUAAGAUAAAAUUCCAAGUAUAUUUGACUGUUGUCACAAUAUGAUAUUUUCAAAAAAUUAAUAUUUAAAAUAAAAAAAAAAAGCUCUUUUAUAAAAAAAAAAAAAAUGUUUUAUUUGCAACCUUUUCGUAAUACAAGCCGGCCGUAAUCGCAAUCGAUGCAACGGUAAACUACUGUACAAAAAAAAAAAAAAAAAAAUCCCCUAUUAAAUUAUUUGAAAAUGUCAAGACGAAUUGCUAUUACAAUAUAUAGAAAAUCUAGCGGUGAUUUGUCUAUAAUUUCGCAACAGUUUACCCGUCUGAUCUUUGUAUAGGACAUAUUUUCGCGGACAAAUAAUCGGGGCGGUUUUAUCACGCCGUGUCGUCUAAUUCAUUUUUUUUUUUUUUUUCCCCGAUAAAAGUCAUUUCCGCAUUCAUUGGUAAGCCCGUUCAGUAACUGUGGACCGUAAUUUCGCGAUUAAACCGCAUGCGCGUAUAACAAUAUUAUUUGGAUUUUGUUUGGCGAGCAACCAUAAUAAUAUAGGUAGGCACGUUUACGAAAACACUAAAUGAUUGGGACACGUAUAAUAGUACUCGGAACGGGACUAAAACGGUUUAUAAAAUACAGGUAUAUGUCAUAAGAUACUCGAUUUUUACAAAAUAUAAUCGACGGAAUACGUGUAUGUACGGAGUAUGUGUAUUAUACUACAUAAUAUACGCCGUAUAUGUAUUUUGAAAUAGUUAAAAAAAAAAAAAAACAAAUUCGUCAUAAUAUAUUAUUUUCGUUGCCCCGUGCCACUAAAACCGUCGUAAUAGUCGAUGGAAUUAACGGUUUCCAAUAGUGCAAAUAUUGACAAAUAAAACGCUGCAACACUAUGGUCGGUAUUAAGACGGUCUGUAAAACUAUCAAUUCAUCUGUUUUAGAUUCCGAGCUUAGCGUUUUGGUUUUACAAUGCUGUUUAUUUUUUCUUUCUCUCCGUUCUUUGUUCUAGACCGCGGACACGUUUUUUCCCAGUAAAUUUGCUCAGUUCUUCACGUGUAGCAACUUUUCUGAAUGCUCAAGUCGCCCAGAUGGUACUUUAAGGAUUUGAUUUUCGAAGCAGGUUUUUCGAACAAUAGCACUCGAGUAGGAAAACGUACAAUUUCACGAUUUCGUUUAUAAAACUCGGCUCAGAAUCUCAAGAACGAGACGAAAAAAACGGUGGACGACGGCGGCGAAUAAAACCACCCUGUACGAUCACCCUGUAUAUCGCGCACGGCCGGGUGUAUAGGUAAAUAUCGUGUCGGCGUCGGGUCUUUGUGCGCCGAAAGACGCGUUUACGACGGUCGGCGCGGAGACGCGGAGGAGGAGCCGGGAGCCGAGCAGCGCUAGGCCAAAAACGAUUAUUACAUCAAUUUAUAAUAUUGGAGAUGAUGUUAUUAUUAUUAUUAUUAUUACGGACCCGCCGCCGCCGCCGCUAUGAGCGACUAAAUUCCUCCGAAACGCCUCUCCGCCCCCUAAUAUAAAUCGAUUUAUUUUUUAUUUUUUUUCUUCUCCUCGUAUUCCAUAAUUCGACGUCGGUUUCUUUCCGCGUAAUUUUCGGAUUCCCGGUGUAGCGCAUCACCGCCGCAGCUUCGCCAAAACGUCCGCGGCGUCUCCGUCUCUCCGCCGCGGAAAACGCAUUUUCGGCCGGUAAAUACGUCGCGUUUUUUUUUUUUUUUUUUUCCCCCGAUAUUUUCGAAAACGCUUUUGGCGAGUUGCUAAAUGCCACGAAUUUUUCAAACAGCAUUUCAAUACGGGAUGUCAACAUAAAACAUUUCGAAAACGUCCUCACGCACACUGAAAAUAGAACUAGCUCGAUUUUGAUUUCGGAGUAAAAACACCUAUUGUACACUUAUGAUUAGACGAUAAUCUCCUGGAGCCCGCCACGCCGCGUUUUUCCGUUAUUUUUGUUUUUUGUUUUUUUGCACAUACAACGCAAGCCUGCAUAUAGGCGCUCCCCAAAAGCAAAACCAAAAGUACGCUAGUUUUACCGGGUGCGCGAAAGAACGUUUUUGCCGUGUCACGCGUUACAUAGUAAGACGGAGACAGUAUGGUAUCGUCCAUCGGAAGAUGCGAAUUCUCCGCCCGGCGGUAAUUUUAUAGUGUGUUGAACGAAUCCUACUAAAUUCCCGAUAUUUUUUCUAAUAAAUUGAAAAAAAAUAAUAAUAACAACGGUCAAAAGCAUGUGACGGUUUUAUUUUUGACAAUUUUCGAACUAUACGCUGAUUACAAGUGGGACGAAUACGCGACCCGCACUUCGUCGCCGAAUCGACACCGGGCGCGCCGCACAGAAUCGUUUUUCGACUGUCGUUACGUUCGGCACGCGAACCUAUCCGUCCCGCAAAACCUUCGCGUUUUCACCCGCUCGGCCCUCUGCCCACGCCCUGUUCUUCGCGGCGCGUAAGUACGUCCGGGCGUUUUUCCAUCUCGUCCUGAAUUAUUGCGGUCGCGCCCCGUCACCUACGUAACACACUACAAUACGAUUUCCGGGCGUUUAAUAUUUCGUCAUUUAUCCGUUCGUCGUCGGUAUUUGGCGGGUGCCGCCAUUUGUCGUACUGCGCGACGGGGCGCACGUGCGGCUUCACACCGCGAUCGCGCGACGCCGCCACGCGGGCUUUUGGUACGGUUUCCCUUGCGCGGUCAGCGAACGCGAUCGACGAACUAGAAGAUCGCGUUCGCAUCGUCUUGGUUUAUUCCGGACGGUUUUGCGUCGCGAUCGAGAGUAAUUUAUAUCACAUCAUUCAGUCGCACUUAAUAUUUCGAUGUGUGAAGUACUCUAGUGAACGGUAUAAACGAACAUACUGCGGAUUUUUAAAUCAUAAUGCAUACAUCUGACGACGUAAAUAUAUUGAAAAUUCUUUUUGAAGAAGAAGAUGACGAUGACGUUUUGCUCUUAUGUUCGUCAGAAGAAAGAGAAAGAGAAGUGCGGAAGGUUAUUAUGACAUACUAAUCAACGGUCAUUUGAAAAAUAAUGAAAUCAAAUUUCGAGAAUUUUUUAGAACAAAUCGUAAUCGGUUUGAUUUUAUUUUAAAUUUAAUAAGAGACGACCUAGCCUAGACAUUUUUUUUUUUUUUAUAAGGAAACCAAUAACUUCAUCUUCUACUUUGCUAAAAUUUGGUCAUUGGAGCACUCAUUGUUGAAACACACGACCAACGUCAACCAGCAGUGCCAAUCGUAAAUGAAUGUCACAUACUCAUAUCAUAAUUUUCUUUCGAAAUAACAAAUUAAUCGCGACGCGAUCGGAUUUAGAUCGCCGACCGCGAUCGCGCAAGGAGAACCGACUGUAUUUAAUUUACAUUGUAUCAGUAGUCGCGCGAUCUCAGAUCGGAUCGCGUUCGGGGUUCGCGUUCGCGGUUCGCGCAAGGGAAACCGGGUACCGGUUUCGGGUUUUCGGCGCGCCGAGACGCGGGCGCGAAGAAGAAGCGAACGAGCGUCGCGACGUAAUACGAAAUUCUCGGAAAUUUCAAUUGCGUAUUCUUCACGGUUCCGGAAGUUGUUCGCCGCCGUCGGUCCCGGGAAGCGGCGGUUAGAAUUUCCCGUCGACGUCGUCGCAAUAAUAACGAUAAUAAUAUUAUUAUUAUUAUUAUAACACCGCGGGUAUAAUACGUACACCCAACUCGACGACAAUAUCCCAAUACGAUAUUUUGGCACGUCACCCGUAUACAAAUACGGAAUAAUAAUAAUAAUAAUAAUAAUAAUUACGAAUUCCGUGGCGUCCGAUUUGCAUUCUGUCCUCGCGACGACGACGGCGACGUUAUCGAAUUCUCUCUCGUCGGCAUUACGCGCGCGCGCGCCGUACUUACUGUAUUCGGCGGCGAUUAUUUAGAUUAUUUAGAGAAAUAAAUAAAAAAAAAAAAAAUCAAUAAUACCAAUGCGACGCGAUAUUAUUACCGUUUGACUUUUAAAAAGCCUGAAAAUUCCCGCGUGUGUUCCGUUCGUAAUAUUUAUUUCGGCCGUAAAUUCAUAAUGCAAUUCAUAAAGUACACCCCCCCCCCCCCCCUCCAACCCAUCUACCGCCGGGCGAAAAAUCCUUGAAGGCGUAUUGGCCGUCUGGAGUUUAUUUUUGUUUACCGGAAAACGGUUUCCCGGGAAAACAAAUACGCGUCGUAGUAAAUCUAAUGUAUAAGCCAUUUCGCAUACACUCGGAAUCUAAAAUUUCAAAAGGUUUUUGUUUUUUUUUUUUUCCUCUCGGCAGAGAAACGUAUACAUAUAUAUAUAUCCGAUAUACCCGUAUACAUUGCGCUUCGCGAGUCCGUAAAUCUGUUUUGCAUUUUUUUUUUUCCCCGCCGCCCGUCCCGUGGCCCGUUACGAGUCCCGUCCGGGAACGUCCCACCGCGCACGUAAGUCAGGUUUCUAAACGACCUUAGGCGCUACGCGUUACGCAUACACCUGCCCGACAAACAACACUGCACACUUUAGCGCGGCGCAACGGCGGCCCGGAGUCGGUAUAAUUACGAUUGCGGGCGGGCAAGAGCCGAACGAAAUCGGCGGGUGCGCAUUGUGAAAACGAUCGAUUUUAAUCGCGCGAAAUACGUUUGCUCUUCCUGUUCGCGCUCUCGGCCGGCACCCGUUCACCGUCUGUAAUAUCCCCGCGCAUAUUGCCCCGAGAGUAUUAACCGCUUUUUUUUCCCCUUGGUCUUUUCGCCGACUCGUUAUACGAAAUCGCACCGCGCGCGCGGGACGCACAGACCCAGACAGUCGGGGACGCAACGGUCGAACGGACGCCCCUAAGACACGAGACAUCUGUAGGAAUACUCGGUGUAGGCCGCGGUUCGGCCUAGUUUGGUCAGCGCCACCGGCAAUCGGGUCCCGAUUUCCGGUGGCGCAUUGCGAAACAUUUGAUUUUCCCGCCCGCCAACACUUCCGACUUUCUCGGCAAAUUCCCGCCUAAUAAACAAUCCGUUUACAUCUGACGAUUUAUUUUACUUUUGCGUUUACAAAAAUCAGUAUUGAACGGUGAAAAUCUUUACUAUCGGUCAUUAAAUGUUAUUUUAAUGUGCAUAAACGCGAUCAGAGGUCAAUUUGAAAUAAUAAUUUAAUGAAAACAAUUUUUGUCCGCUGAACAAAUGUUCAAUUUCGAAAAUGUAAAUUAUCGGUAGACGCCCAGAGAAAUAUUUAAAUUUUUAACGCCCCGAGGUACUGUGUUUUAGUGUUCUUUCAUAAGAACAUGUUUUUUACACAUUGGAAUCUCGAGCUGUGCAUUUUACAUUUCAUACUGUACACUCUGGUUUUCAAAACGCAUUAUUUUAGCGAGCUGUUGAACGAACGUAAACCACGGGACGGGGUAAAUAUUGACAGGAAAAAACUUGCUAUUUUACCGUGUCUUAAAGGAUUAUGACGCCCCGUUCAAAUACGGCGCCCGGGGCCCAUUAAAUACGUCCUUGUAAGUACGUAUAAACGUUUUCAUAACCGUCUAGUGUUGAAAGUGUACAGGAAAAUGUCCGUCAACGGUGAUGGAAAUAGUUGAACGCCGGGUGUAAGAAGGUCAAGAUAAAAACAAGUGGCCGAAGUGACGGAAACUCUUAAAGAGAACGUAGAAGAAGAAGAAAAAGCCACUUCGCGAAAUUAUUGUAAUUAGUUGGAAACGGGAACCGAACGCACUUUUCGCUUUUGUUGGAAAAUCGGCGAACCUAUCUUUUUUUAAAUUUUUUUAUUCCGCCGGUGACGCGUACACGUCUCGUUUGUGCGUUUUGACCGAUAUCUUUUGUGGGCGUUUCGGCGUGGAUACACAAUUUGCCGCUGCCACUGCGGUAGGUAGGUAGUAUAAAUAAUACGUUAAAUUAUUUUUGGUUUUUUCGUUUUUUUUUUUCGCACACUUCGAGAGAAAUUCCAUUAGAACAAUUAUACGCGCACAACAAAAACUCCAUAAAAUGUUCGCGCGCACAAAAAGAAAAGUUUCCACACGCGUAACCGUACGUCAUUCGGUCCGGUAGUAUAAUUAAUGCCCGGUAGUUUUUUUUAUUUUAUUUUUGUUUUUCUAUAUGUAACCCGAAGCUCGGGAUUUCCACGUCGUGUUUUCUAACAAUAUAAAUAUUUCGUUUAUUAUUUUUGCGCUACGAUAAUUAUUUUAUUCUUUAACUUUUAACGUGUGUGUGUGUGUGUGUGUGUGUGUGUGUGUGUGCGUGUGUGCUGCGCGCGUGAAACGUAUUAACAAAAAAAAAAAAAAAAUAAAAAUAAAAAACGUAAAAAAUACCUACCAUUUGUUUUGUUUAUGUUUUUACUCUGUACCCACCCUAUAUCAGUACACUACAUACUGCUGCAGUUACACGCUAGAAAAUGUAAGUUACAAACAAUAAUAAUUAAUCGUUCGAGUGUACCUUUUGAAAAGUCCGCGUAUUAUUAUAUUAUUAUCGUGCACCGCUGCACGUUUCCGAGUGUAGGCACCUUUUUAACAUAUUUUUCACACCGACAAAAUCUCACACCGCACUCCGCGACGGUUUUUGUUUAUAUAAAAGAGCGAACUACGUAUCCGAAACACGCGAAUGCCUACUCGUUCAAUCUCGAGUUCAAUAAUAUUAAUAUUUGUUUUUACGUAUUUUUAUGCGCUUUACAAUCGCUGUUUUUGUGAACACUCGCUGCAGUUUGUACAACUAUUGUGCGGCAGUCUGACGGCAUAAUAACGCUUGAUAUUUAGUAUGCGUGCCGUGUAUUUUUCACUACAGGAAAUUCACGCUCGUAGUUCCAUUAAGAAUAUAAUAUUAAAAUAAUUUAAAAUUUAAAAAUAAAAUAGUGCCCGAACAGAGGAUUAUAAUAACAAAUAAUAAUACUUGUAUAGUCGACGGACGCUGUUAAAAACGACAUAAUGACGCGGAAUGUCGUCGCUCAAUAAGAUACAACCACGGAUAUUUUAUGAGGUUUUGGCCGAAUUGAAUUGGUGCGCCGCGCUUUCUUAUUUCAAAUUUCCGGCUUCGUCGUUUGGUGAACUUAACACAAUCACAAAGAGAACGGGUUGUGCUCGGAGAUCAGAGUGCUCACAUAAACGAUAACAGCUGCCGUGUCUAAAAUGUUUCGGUGUAUUUUUUUUUAAAGAAUUUUUUUUGCCGAAAAUUGCAUUAACUUCACUGGACACCCAGUUGAACGAUAUUUUCUUUACUAUACGUCUAACAGAAAAUACACGGUAAACGAAUGAAGUAGAUUCAAGUGUUUGAAUCGGGAGGAAGCGCAGGGAAUCUUUUACAAUUUUUCCUUUAACAUCCUGUAAUUAUUUAUAUUGGAACGGUACAUCUCUUUUUUCAAAGAAUAAUAUUAUCAAAAUCACGUGUCACCUACUCAGAUCAAUCGUUAAUUUUUUUCGAAAUGUAAUAUUUAUCAUUGACCAGUCAUCAAUUAUUAUCAUUAUUGUAUUUUCUGUAUUUCACAUUAUCCUUGUGUCUUACUUAUUAAUAAUGUAAGUAAUUUAACCAAAAUCUAAAUAGUAAACAUUAUAAUUUUUUAUUUAUAAAUUGAAAGAAAAGAUAAAUCAUUGCAGUCGAGAAACGAUUCUGAGUGGAGUGGAGUGGUAAUAGUGGUAUUUUUUUUUUAAUUUUCAUAGUCCCUCUGUUUAUUUUUUGAUUUUCAAAACUGAUGAGAAUAGCAUUUGUAACAAAACAUUAUGACUGAAGGUAUGGUUUCCCAUUGUUGAUAAUUCGAAUAGUUAAAGAGAAAAUGUUUGUUCUACAGCCAGGAACUUUAAGGAAGGCGGAGUGGAUUCACAGUGAAUAUUCGCUAAAAAAAAAAUCGUUGAAUGCUUUGUAUCUCAGUAUUGUUUGGCUCUACGUUCGCCGUAUGAAUAGGUAGGGAGUUUUUCAUAAAUAUUCCGUGGAAGUGUGUGAGUUUAUAAUAAAUACAAAUUCAGAAAUUAUCUAUUGCGAAUAAACCAGUUUUAUUGUUCUCCUUAAAAGUUGAGAACCAUGGGAUAUUGGGCGUGUUUUAACCUAUUAAGUGACGACAUUAUUAAUAUUAUUCUACCCACAGAUUAAUGAUACAGCUUUAGAUAGUCCCAUGAGAGGUAUACGAGAUUGGCAGCCGUAAACCGAAAAGGCGAAUCGCAUUGAUUAAACCGUGUCAUAUUUGUUUACACCAUGAAACAUAUGACGGUGUAGAAACAAAUAUAUUUACCACGAAACGCACGGUAUAAACAAUUAAUAAUUUAUUGGUUAAUCAACGAUAUUUUCCCCUCUGGGUAUAUGGUUGCCAAGCUUCAGAUUUAUUCAUAUAGAGUCAGUUAUCUAAUUGUUUUAUAUAUUCGCGAUUCUACCAACAAAAUCACUUUGUAUGAAAAGUUAAAAAGCCAAGUAAAAUAAUAUUUAGAAAAAAAAACCACAUUUGAUUUCAUCGCAAUAACCUUUGUGCGGAAACUAUUAUCGCCAUGUAAACUAAUAAUAUUCAGGUAAUUUCACAUCGAACAAUCUCUUCUUCUUUGUUCGAUCGAUAUCCUGGUUGUCGCUGUAUCCACUUAUCCACUGUUAUAUUGACUGUCCAAUUACUGUUUUACCGUACCAAGUCUGCGUUUUUCACACGGCCCUCCCAUGUCUUAACCGUCUUCCCCGAGGACAUCUUUGUCAAUAACAUUUUUCCUACCGUCGAACCGUGUUACCGUUAGGUAUGCCCUGCCCACAGCGUUGUUCGUUUUCUAAUCUCUUUUACUAUAACUGAAAUCGGUUGAUAUAGAUUUUCAAGUCCGUCGUUGCGUGAUUUCUUCCAUUCGCAUACGUGGGUAGUAAAGUGUGUGAUCCCCGUAUAUUUUCCCGAGUGUACCUUUCUCUCGAACAUUGCUAUUCGCUGUUCUCCGUUCUUCUCAAAGACUUCAUACACGGUCAUUUAAUUGUAUUUAAAAUAAUCUCGUCUGUGGUCAUUUUGUAAUUUAUUUCCGUUUCAUAUCUCGCGUAUUUUUUUAAAAAAAACAUUUAUAAUCGUGUUGUUUACGCCGAGUUUUGUAACAAAGUCGUACGCGAUAUCCGCCCUAACGUCUCGGCCUCGGCAGGCGAUUUUAGCCGAACGCGGAUGCGGAUGUACGAGGGUUAUGGUACAGGUAUACACAGGUGUACCGCAAUGAUUUUACUUAUCACGCGCUUUACACAGAUUCCAGAUACUCUGUACGGUUUACCUCUGCGCACCGAUACGGUUUUUAUCGCGAUAAUCUAUCAAAGGGCGCAGCAGCCCGAGUGCCAUCCCGUUGUUUGCGCCGCGCGGUGUUUGUCGUCACACGAGCGCGUUACCAUUACACGUGCGGUAGGCACAGCGCUGUUAACCGCACGCGGCCGACGGUAUUCGUAUUUUCGGCGGGACUGCCGGUACGCCGGCAGUUGGAUUGGAUUCGGUCGAAGGUCGACAUUUCUAUAGGCGUUACGUUAUUAUUGUUGUUACAGCCUUGUGUGUGGGAUAAAAUUCCGAAAAAUAAAAUCGAAUUACGGUAUACGUGUACCUCGUACAAUGUGCAGGCGCCGCCGUCGUUUCUUCGUCGGCAAUACGUCCAAACCCGCAGUAGCUGCAGCACGGAUAUCGUAUGGAGGACAUCGCACACACGCGAGCGCGCGCGCGCGGUAUACACGGUAUCUCAGAUCGAAACGUCGUUUAUAACACGGUUCGAAGAAGCGUAAAAAAAAAAAUUCUACGUAUAUAAAACAUAUUAAUAAUGGAACUCGCCUGAUCAAAAACAAAGAUAAUACGACGACGACGUUUCGACACGGACCGAUUUUUUUCUCGCAUUUUUUUUUUUUCGCCGACAAAUCCAAUCAGAUAUAGCUGAUGUUUUUUUUUUUUUUUUUUUUUUCACCGCCGCCGCGUCGAUAUUUACCUACUUCCUCAUUAUUAUUAUUAUUAUUAUAUUAUACGGACGCUCGUUGUCGUUCUCUUUUUCUAGGUUAUUAUAGAUCCUCCUGGAAUAAUAAUAAAAAAAUAAAAAAGAAAAAAAGAAUACAACGCUCGGAUCGGUAUUUAUUUGUCUGCCCCUCCCCCUCCUCCCACCACCUGUGCCGCUCCUCGUCUAGCCCGGAGACGUGUUUUUGGCACAUAGGAAAUUAUUCGGUCUCUCUUUGAAAUAAACAAGAACAAAACAGAAAAAAAAAAUAAAGAAAUAAAUAAAAUAAAAGAUAAUACUCGACGGACCGUAACGGUUCCGACGGAGGAGCCUCAAGGAUACGCCGCGAUGUUCGAAUGAAUAUUAUAUUAUAUUAUAUCCGCAGCGUUAUACCAUACGUUCGAUUAUUAUUAUUAUUAUUGUUCUGUAUACGUAUGUGCGCGGACGCACACGCAACAAUAUAAAUCUCUGCGAACAACAAUAAUAUCAUGUAAGGCGUCGGUUUGUGUCUCCGUUGCACACGCGCGUGUGCGUAUUUAUACGCGUUACACAUACUACAGCGUCGGCCCGGGACAACGCGGUGAUUCGUGUGCGCUGCCGACGAGUCGAGUGUACGGUCGUAACCCCGGGGGCGAACGCGUGCCGCGGGGGUUUUUAUACAGGGCGGUUCUUUUGUCGCGUAGCCGCGAGUACACCGUCCGCGGAGGUUUCGGGCGAAUCGUUAGAUUUCCGAUUUCUCUCACUGGCCGUUGCGGCGGUCGUCGUAGCUGUUCGGCCGUUGCGGUCCGACGUUUUUCGACGUCCCGUCGCGAUGCGAUUCAGCGACCUGACGCUUGUGCGAAGGCGCGGCCCCCGUGUUUAAGGGCCCCGCGCGCGAGCGGUUUUGUCGACAUUUUCGGCGGAAUGAAAUUCCGUCGCCUCGACGUCAUUCAAAUUCACUUUUAGAUACGCGCGCGAGCAAUCCCGGUGUCGUUAUCACAAGUGCUAAUCGCGUGUUCGUGAAAUGAUUGACACGGAUAUUGACGGAAAUCCGUUUCGCGCGAGCUAAAAAACUAUACUCGCACCGUGGACCCGAUUGAGAAAGCAAUUUUUCACCGUAGAGCCCAGAGUAUUCGCAACAGCGGUUUUAGUCUUUCGAUGUGAAAAUUACGAAAAAAGUAAUUGGACAAUUUUUAACCAUCUGCUUUUGAGAUAACGAUGACUUUUCCGUUGUUGUUUGUAAUAUCAAACGAAUAAAGUCGACGGCGCACCACCCGAGUUCACUUUAUUCUGCGGUGAAAAUUUGAUUUUUUUUUUUUUUAAUUAAGUCUGUAGCUUGAGUAAUUAUUCUCCGUUUUAAAUAGUGUUCAUAGUCGAAUUAUGGCCAACAGUAAACACUCUCUCGAGGAAAUAAUCGAGAUUUUACGGGAAAGACCAUAAUACAAUCUGAUAAUAAUAAUAAUAAUAAUAAUAUAAUAUACAUAAAAUAAUAUAAUUAGCAAUCCGAAUACGGAAACCACAAAUCUUUGACGAUUAUAUCGACACCGAGAAUAAUACUGUGAUAUUUCAAAUCACGGAAAAUUUCCAUUAGAAAAUUAUUAUUUUUAGAUUCUGAGUUGUAGCCAAUAUGUUUUACUAUGAUGCACGUGCGACAAUUUUUCUACCAGAAAACGUAUUCUAAUUAAAAAUUAAUAGAAGACCUUUAUUCGUUGAAUUUUGAUUUAGUUGGUGUAUUAAAGAGGUCAUGUUUUUUACUUUUCAAACAGUUUUCAUAAUAAUUUGGAAACACCAGAAAAUACCCAAUGGGAAAUGCGGGAAAGUUUACGAAAUAAACGAUUUCGUUAUUUUCGAUUUUGAUUUUAUAUUAUAAACUAAUUGAAAAUUAUCGUAAAAAGUUUUGUAUUACACUUUUCUAGACUCGGUAAAAUGUUCAAAGCAUUUUCGCGAUUUUUAAGUUAUUUAUAAGAAUUUUAUAUUUCUGAGUUUUUCUACGUAGUUUUUAUUUUGUACGUAUUCUGUGUAUACAAAUGUUUCAAAAUAUAAUUGGACGUUCAUUAUAAGUUACAAAGUUUAAAACUGAAGUCGUUACAGGAUACUCCUUAAAUGUUGUGAAAAAUCUAAGUAUGCAAAAAUAUCGUUGUUCACUGCAUUUAAAAAUUUCAAAAGUCUAAAUUGUAUUUAGUUUAACAAUAAAAAUAGGAUAAACAUACUUAAAAACUAAUCUGUAUAUUAAAUUAUAGUUUUAAAAAAAAAACUAUGUGAAAAAUAACAGUUUUUAAAAAUUAUCCUCCCUUAUUUCCUCCCUUCCUUUUGAUAUUGUCCUCUGACCACCGCUGUAUAGUAAAUAAAAUUAUUUGUACUUCGUUGAAUUUGAAAAUUUUUAGUAAUUAUUUUUUUCCAUUCGUGUUCAUUGUCCAAUGCUAAUCAUUAUAAUACAGUUAAUAUUAUUAUUUUUUUUGUAUUUAACACGGCCAAUGGGGCGGGGUUGAAUCCCUUCUCUUGAGUAUACCAAUUAUGCAACUGUGAAUAUCAGAUGAUUUGUUAAUCUAUAUAGUUGACGAUAAUCAGGGUUCAGGACUUCAAGUAUUUGCACAUUUGUUUUGGCUUAACAUAAAAUCUAGCAGAAUGCUGUGGAAACGGUUACAAUGAUCUCAAAUUGGCAACCGUUUAUGUUUAUAUUUCGUUUUUAUUACUUUUAUCUUCUAAUCUUUUUUAAACAAUCAUUGUUAUCGUGAAAACGCACAUUGUUGAAAAAGUUGCUCAAUACUAUUGAGCGAGCUUCGCUUAGAAUCGUUUUAAAAAAAAAGGACGGAUAUACUUCGCAUGUGGGUGUAACCGCUGUUGUAGAUGGGAAGUUAGGAACGUAGGAUACAGACGGGAAUUUAAUGUAUAUCUCUAAGUAACGAUAAACCAUUGCUAAUGAAAAACUGAUUCUGAGCGGAGUUCAGUUAAUAGUGUUGCUUUAUCAAAAAUAUAUGUCAUAUUAUGGUAAAAUGAUAACAACAAUGUGCGUUUCCAUGACAACGAUGAUUGUUUAAAAUAGAUUUAAAACGAUAAAAGCUUAGUAACAAAAAAUAAAUAAAUUUUUUUAAUCUUUCAAUCUUUUUUAACAAAUUUUUUUUUAAAUGCUAAAAGCGUAAAAAUGACAAUAUGAAUUGUGUUCAUAGUUUUAAUCGCCCUUUUUUUUUUUAGACAAAAUGAAGUAUUCAAGCUCUUUUUUCAAGACUAAUUUUUUCCCGGGAAUCAUAGCACGUAUAUAGAAUUCCCGAAACCUGAUAAUAAUAUAUUAUGUAAUAUUGUUGUGUAAUAUCACGUGUUUACACGGUGUAAACGAAAUAAUAAUGGGGUAACAUUUUGAAAACAUCGGCACACGAUGUCUGACAGAGAAAAAACACCCACGACAAAUUUCGCAAUAAGAGAAUCGACCUGUACGUAUAUGUACAUGUAUAGCCGGAAUAAUAAAAUAGCGCGGCGCAAACGGCACAAAGACGUCGAAAAUGGCAUCCGAAAGUUUUAUUCGUCGGCGUUUUGCGGGACAAGUCGUUUGCGAGGUACAGGUAUAUAUAUACGUAUAAAAACGCAAUCUGAAAUGACUGCGCGACACGGCUACGGCCCGCGAUAUUAUUAUUGUUGCGCGUUAUUAUUCUCUCGUGUGCGGCGUCGUAUUGCUUUUGGACCAAAUAGAACGUGAAAAAACGCCGCGUUCGUGAUUUUUUUCUACACGAACCCGCCCACCUUUGCCGUUGCCGUUAUUAUAAUAACGUUCGCCGCCGAUCGAUUGCCGUGAAUCAAAUGCGAGCAAUAAGACUGCCGUCGAUUUGCCGCCGUUAAUUAACAAAACGAAACGCAAAACGGCAACAAGUCGCAGUCAGUCGUCAUACCAUUAUCAUAUUAUCAUUAUUAUUAUUAUUAUCAUUAUUGUAAUAACAGCGGUGUGCGUAAUUGACGUAAUGAAAACCGCCGCCGCCGUCGUGUCAUUUCGAAACGAUUGACUCGUCGGUUUUUUUUUAUCGCGUACACUUAUCGAUUCGGUAUUGACUUUAACAGUUCCUAUUAUAUUCCCCUCUCCUUUUUUUUUUUUUUUUUUUUUUCACAAAUAAAUAUACCCGAUGAUUGUUCGUUUAUUUUAUCGGUAGCAACAGCCGAACGCCAACCGUUUUUUUCGCCGAGUCCUCGUCGCCAUCGCCGCGGCGAAAAUAAUAAAAAAAAAACCCCGAGGCGACCGCCGAGAGAUUACCAUCGUCAUCUAUAUAAUACACACCUGAAAUUCCGAUUUUUCUCGCGUCGUGAUCUUAUCCCGUAUUAUCAUAUUUUUAACUUUUUUUACAGCGGGCUUUUUUCCCUCGAUUUGUCGCGCUGUUUUUACCGCACCGAGUGCAACUACAAUGCGCGCCGCGCUCGUCGAACUUUACACCACCGCACCGGCGGAGUAGUGUUUUACAAUCGAUCGAAUUGCACCGCGUGCGACUUCAGUGUAGGUGACGGCGCUUCAAUAAAAUUGUUUACACAACUUUAUAUUCUUAACACAAACAAUAUGAUGUUAUCAAUAUCACGAUCGCCCGCCGAAAACGAUUUUUCCAUAUAGAACCGGAAAAUCGUCUCGUAUUUUACCCGAGAACUUUACGUUUCAAUAUAAUGAAGUUUAUAGUAUAUAUUAUCUACCUACGCAGAAUUAUACGUUCAGAUAUUAUUAUAUAAACUUACGAAUAAAAUCGGUAACUAUAUACCCAGAAUUAUAAAUUUAAACUAAGUUUCCGUUCUCUUUCGAUAAAUAGGUAGGUGUACCUGUAUUAUAACACUGUGUAUAGUGUGUCAAAAUAUAAAGCACUACCUAUUUAAUUAAUUAUUAUAGUUUAUAUAGUAUACAACAAAACUUACUUUGCAAAGUCUAUACAGUGUUGCGGAAGUGUGUUGCACUCGUGCUCAAUUCGAGUAAAUAAUCGUCAAAUGGAAAAUGUUACAUUAUACCUACAGUUAUUAUAAAAAUUAACGUAGAGAAAACAAUGCCUUAUACUAUAUUAUACAAGUGAAAAUAAAAUAUUUCACCGGUAUCAACGCUUUUAUCUAUAAUUUAAACACUAAGAAGUGUAAUGUGCGUAGGAGCACGGGUUGCUGCGCUCGUGCUGAAAUUAUCCCUUAGGAAGCACGCACUUUGAAAUGUUUAUUUGUGUGCGCGAGUUUCUUUAGUUCAAAGUCGAAACACGCGUGUUACGAUACGGCUAUACAAGUUUAAGUAAAUGAUUAAUACAAUUAAAUAAUAAUAAAAAAAACGGACGCACGUGGGUGCAGCCGCUUUUGUAGAUGGGAAGUUGGAAAGGUAGGAUACAGACGGGAAUUUAAUGUAUAUCUGUGAGCGACAAUUAACCAUUGCUAACGAAAAAACGAUUCUGAGCGGAGUUCAGUUAAUAGAGUUGCUUUGUCAAUAAUAUAUAUGUCAUAUUAUGGUAAAACGAUCACAACAAUGUGCGUUUCCCUGACAAUGAUUGUUUAAAAAAGAUUAUAAAUUAAUAAAACCUUAAUAACAAAAGAUAAAUAAAUAAAAACGGUUGCAAAUGACAACUUUAUUUUAAACCUUUUAAUCUUUUUUUAAUCUAUUAUCUCGAAUACUAAUGAGAAUUUUAAAAAAUGACUUCUUUAAAGUACCAUCCAGAGAACAUUUCAACUAAAUCGGAGUAUGCUUUCUGGUAGAAAAAAAUGUCCACAUAAAAAAUAAUAAUAAUAAUAAACAUCAUUGUAAAACAAAUACAUUGUUUGCUCCGUUCAGAAUCUAAAAAAAUAAAAAAAAAACCGAAUUUUUAAGCCUGAUUACCACGACCAAAAUAUCGAUGGACCUCUAGUUUAAUUUAUUAUGGAUAUCAAUUUCAAAAGGGUGCACUAGUGUGCACUGUAUACCCUAUACCAGGGGUCGGCAACGUUUUUGGCGGAAGAGCCAAAAGUUACAAUGUACACAAUUUUCCAGAUUUUAAAGANAAUAAUAAUGAAAUUAAUUAUAAUAAUAUAAUAAAUUUAUGAUAAAAAAAAAAAAAAAAAACGGUUUUUAAUAAUAGGGGAAUACAUCAAUGGGAGCAUUGGCUUUGCAUGUCUUGGCGUGACGGCGUAUGACCAAUUAGUUGUAGAUAGCGUCGCAUCAUAUACAUGGUAUAGGGCCUAUACCAUGUCACUCUAAAUAGCGCUUCUAAUCUAGCUUAAAUUCAACUAUAUUUUUAUAUUGUUUUUUUUAUUAUUUCAAUCGAUCGAAUGCGAAAUAAAUACUGAUUUAGCACUUAUCGAGACCUACACCAUAAUGACAGUGUUCUUUUUCAUACCGACAAUUCAAUAUAAAUUAUAAUGUGCAAUAAUUAAAAAGUAAUAAUUAUGUCAAAUUGAUAAAAAAUAAAUAAAUAAACAUUUCGUUAUCCAUUGAUUAUUUUCAGACUUCAAACACUAUGUAGUUAAAAAAUGUUAUAAUGUCGGUGUUGGUAAAAACCAUGGGUUUAUAUUAUUAUAUACACACACGCCGAGAGCUGCCACCGUUGCUACUGGUAACUGUACUCUCUACUCCUCUGUUGGUCGACGAUGCGUUAAAGUUUUUUUUUUUUUUUAUCGAUCGCCGCUAAAUUAAUCGAAAUACAAAUUCGAAACGGCCGAAUGGUAUUUUAUAUAAUAACAAUAAUAAUACGUGUACGUUUAUUAAUUAUUUGGGAUUAUAAAAAAAAAAAAAAAAAAAUAAUAAAAAAAAUCCGCGUGUACACAUUAUUUUCAGGCUUUAAAACGGAACGCAAUUUAAAAACGCUAGCCGUCCCGCACGGAAAAUAUAAAACCAAACGGACCGUUUAGAAAUUACGAGAGCGAUCGCGGUAUAUUAUGGUAUGUAUACGGAACGGGCCUAACCGGGUUUAUGGUCGUGCGUAUACGUACCUAUUAUAUACAGUAUAAAAACCGUUUUUAAUGUUUCACGAGCGCGGAUGCAACGGCCGUAAUAUACAAGUCGGGCAUGGGAUACGGGCGGAAAAAAACUCGCACCGUCUGUUUAUUUAUUCGCACGCGGCGUGGCAGCGUGAGAAUGGUAUACGAUAGAUACCGGAGUGGUUAGCUAUAUGGUUAUUAUAGACGAUUCAACUAUACGCAUCGGCGCGGUGAUCACCGUCACCACUAUACACGAUCGAUAAUACGAAAAUUGAUAAGAUCGGUAAAGUCCGGGGCGGCACGACGGCAGUUUAAACGACGAGAUCGUUCCGACACGUUAUAAUUAUUGUCGGUCGUAUUGCGUUGCAAUGCGGAAUGCAUUUUCAGCGGGGACGUCGUUUCAGUUUACUUUUCAGGUGUGCCUGAAAUGUCAAACGGGCCAUUUCGAAAUUUCGCCAGGCCGUAUGACAAUAUGACAAAUAUACCGUCAGUGUACAUUAUCCUGUUUUUAAUUUUUUCGAUGAUCGUGGACUGCGUCAAAGUAAAUGAUGCAAUCGAACACUUGAAACAUAAUAGAUAAUUGAUUACUUUGGCCGUGAAAACCAAUGAUGAUAUAAAAAGCAUAGAAAGUUGAAAAAAGACGAAAGAAAAACGAAAAGCACUUAAUAUUUGCAUUUAAAAAUAUAUCAUUCGUACUUCAUAUCUAUGACUCUCGUAUAUUUAAGAAAAACGUUUAAACGUUUAAUUUUUAAUAAGCGGAUACCGCGGCGAUUUUAAACUUUAGCGUGUACACCUACCACGAACUAAGAUUUUAAUAAUUAAACCUGUGGUCAAGACGAUUGUAGAUAUGUCGAUAUAUCGCUUAUCAAAUCGGUCGAUAUAACGGUAUUUGUUUAUUAACCCACGUGUGGUUGUAACCACGGUACACAAUAAACUAACAAUUUAAUCAACAUGAAAUACAAUUUAAUAUAAAUUGAAAAAUUGCACCGUAAUUUUUAUAGCUGCAAUUUUUCACCAGACCGAUUCGGACUAUAUUGAAAGUAAAAAGUGCGACCGCCCCCACUCUGUUCAGUAACUGAUCUUCAGUCGAAAUAUAACUGUAUUUUCCGAAAUUCGAGACAAGUCCGAUACGUAACCCGCCGUUAAAUUUGAUCCGCCAUAUAAUUUCGUUCGGUAUAGUUUGUGAUUCGAUUUGAAAUUGAAUCUACUAAUAUAGUUUUCGACGAUAAAAAUUAUAAUGUACACAUUUUGUUAUACACAAUCUACAUGGGCUGUGCAAAAGCUGUUCACAAAAUAAAAGGCGGACGUAUUUACGCGGCGUUGCAACGGAACUUUUUUCUGAAAUUAAUAAAUUCCGACCUUAUACAUUUUCUUAAUGUAAAAGAUCUAUAGAACAGUAAAGAAUAACAUAAUGCCGGAGAAAAAAAUAUUUUAGAGAUUAUCCGAAAGGAAGACUGCGAUAAACCGGAUAAUACGAUACGAAUAGCGCUAGAUUAGAACGCAAUAGGGAAAAUAUUAUUGAGAAUGCCCAGGGUGAGGGGGAGAACGCGUAGUAAAAUUAACAUAUACGUGUCAUUUCCCGGGGGGUCGACUUAAGAAAACACAUAAUCAAGAUGUACACGCGUAGCUCUGCAUCGCGCCAUUUAUACGCCUUGCAAAUGCGACCGUUAUUUUUACAUUUGGUUUUUCAACAAAAAUGUAAAAAAAUAUCAUAAAAAACGUAACCUUUAUUUCGGCCCGUACGUGAAUGCCUCGCACCCUCAGCACCUCUCGCUAGUGGCGGGCUUGCGGGACUGUACACGUGUCAAAAGGACGUAGAAGCUUUAGGAAAUGCACCAAAUCGGUAGAUGACGGCGAUAGAGAGUUUAUCUGAAUGAAUGGUUGUGAGACGAGAUGUUCCUAGGGGUCGCGAAUAAACGCAAAUAAUAAUAUCAUGCGCGGAUUAAGACAUUUAGAGGAUCCAAAGCGAAACUUUCCAACGAGAUUCUCGUUAAAAGAUUAAUAAUAUUACAUUUUUAAAAACGGUUUUAUUAAAAUGAAUGUUUUAUUAUUUUUAACAAAGUUACUAUAGUAGUGUUUGCUGUAUAUAAUAAUACGAAUAAGUCAUCAACAGACAACGAAAAAUAUCAAAAUAUCAAAGAACAAAGUUAACGGUUAUAGAUGCGUGCAUAAAGAACACACUGUGGUGCAAAAGCCGAGGCUUUGGGAGUCUGAUGGCCCUCUCUGGACCCCCGUUUUAAUCCGGGCUUGAAUAAUUUUAUAAUUUUCCAAAAAAAACGCGAUCUUGAAACUAAAUUUGUCCGAACAAACAUGCUGUACACCGGAUCUGAAAACAUUUUUCGCUAUUCGACGCGCCGCCCUGUUGUUCGCAUUACCCGUAAUACCGUCGCCGCGACGUUAUCGGGUAAUGUGAAAACCGGAGAUAUUUUUUUUGUCCGUCACCGCGUAACCGCCAAGUCGAUUUCCCCGGGGCUCGCGUGACGACGUUGUCGUUCGUCCGGUUGCGUGCCGUACACCGCGGCUGUUAUAGAUAACCGCGCGUUGUGCGCGCCGCCGUUAUACAGCGCGUACGGUGUGACGCAGACGACGACGGCGACGAGACCGUUCGCCCGGAUCUUUUCAACCGCUCGGCGGCGGCCAGACGAGUUAACGAGUUUGUAAUAAUUUAUUAUUAUGAUUUUGUUUUCUUUGUGCCCCGGCUCACGCACACCGGCGUGUACACAUUAUGAAAGUAAUAACACGUCUCGCGGGCGAAACUCGCGCGGUUUUAUUUCACGAUAAUAAUAUAAAAAUGCCCGUCGGGUCGCGAUACCCGCGCAUAGAUACGGAUAUUAUUAUUAAUAAACCGUUCUCGGGCGUAUUUGAUGUUUAUUAAACAAUAAUACGCGCCGCAGUUCUAUGUUUUUUUUUUUCUCUCAUUUACUCUCUUUUAUAAUAUAAUGUUAUUGCGCGCGUGUAUAGCGUCUCUGACGGCGGCGUGGCGAGCGUAACACACGCGACCGACGACGGCUGAGGUCGUUAACGGGUUAAAAAGUUAAGUCAUUUUUUUUACGGUCGUUAUUCGCAACGCGGUCGUACGCCGCGGUCGCCCACGCCGGGUGGACACGACGGCUUUUCUCUCUCGCCGGUCCGCCUGAUCGCCGCCGCGGCCUCGGGUCGCGCACACGUAACAACAACAGCGAUACGCAUUAUUAUUACGAGCGCGCACCACUGUGCUUCCUCGUCCGAGCACUCCGAGCGCGCGUCGUCGUAAUAAUAUCGAAGAAAACGCGUUCGGCGCGAAUUCCGCCGCCGCUCUACGCAGUUUGUUGCGUCGUAAUCGUAACAAUCAUUGCGCGGCGAUCGGACGGAAACCGUUUUGCCGCCGCCGCCGAGUCGGCGCCGGCAGAUCCGAGGGCGAAAACGGCGGGAAUACAAAGCCGCACGGAAACGUGUCUCGGAAGAACCGAGCGAUUAUAAGCGGUCGUAGUACAGCCCGGUGUCCGGUGUUUUUAAAUCUAGAGGAGAUCUAGACGAACGUCGAAUUCGGUUUGCCCGAUAUGGUUCGCGGGGAUCGUCGACCGAUAUACGCGAGGCUUGGUGUCGGUGCUGUGCCCGGGCAAAAAAAAUAAAAAAAAAAGGCCAAACCUGUCCGUUGGGCGUUCACUGAUACGUACGUUCAUUGUAAAAAUAUUCAGUUACAGAACUUAAAGAAUAUACGGACUUACUUUGCACUAUGGUCGUAGGUGAGAAAUCGGGAAGGUAGAAGGGAAACUUAAUGUACAUGCGUACGAAAUGAUUAACGAUUGCUAACGAAAAACGAUUCUGAGCCGAGUUGAAACACGUGUUUUAAAAAGCCGUAAUAUUUAGGGUUUGAAAAUAAUACAUUUCGUAAAUUUUCCCGUUUUUCCUAAGUUUUUUCCCGGUUUUUCCCAUUUGUUAUGAAAACAGCCGAGAAAACCAAAAGACGACCUCCGCGAAGUACCGCCCCAGGCAAAAUUAUUUUCAGAAAAAGUACUACAGUUGAAAAUCGGAGCGAAAUUGCCGUUAGAAAAGUCGUUUACAGAUAAAAAAAAAAAAAUAUACAUAUACAUAUAUAAAUAAACAAAUAUCAUUGUAAAACCAAUACGUGGCUCGUUUCGCUCGGAAUUCAAAACCAUUAUCAAUAUACCGACAUAACGCAGUUGGAUGCGUUCCGGUUCACCUAAUGAACAUAAGUAAAUAUUACAAACGAUUACGUAGCCUAAUACGCGGCUCGGCUUCAAACGCGUCGAUACGUAAUCGUGUGAGAAAAAAUGUUUACCCCCGAAAUUCUUUUGUGUUCCUCGGGACCGCGGCCGGAACAGUUCGCCCCAACCCGACCAUAACUCCAUGUUCCGCCGACGACGGCGUAGACCAUUUAUUGUUCGUCGUAUAACGGCGUAACCGCGCAAACGCGAGUUUAUUAAUAUCUAUCCGUACGCGCGUGUUGGGAAUUUUCGGGAAAAAGAUCACAGGCGGACGAUACCGCACUUUUAACGUUCUCUCGUUCGCCCGCGGCUUUCGUGAUGCAAGGUCGAAGUCACACGGGUGGUUUCGGGCGGGCGCAUCGGGCGAAUUUUAUAUAUCCGCCCACACACGUGUGUGGGUCUAAAAACAAAUACCCGACUAAAUAUUCGAACCGUUGAAAAAAAAUAUACCGUUCGGUUUUCGCUAUAGCGACCUCUGCGCCGCCCCGGGAAUGUCUGCGAGUUCAUCUGCCGAGAGGGAAGAGCUAAAAUCGAUCAUUUUUCCGGGUUUUUUUUUUUUUUUUCCAGUAUUCGAAUUUUUUAGUUAUUAUUAUUAUUUUUUGUACGAAAUUGACAUUCUGUCUUUCCUCUCGGGUACCGAAGAUAUAUACGAUAUUACAGGAAACAGCGGUGGCGAUGGCAGCUCAAAGGAGUUACGUUUGAAUCACGUGUAUAUGUGAUUCACAAAAAAAAAACGGGUUGGCGGGUCGUGAAAGUCUGGGCGUUCAGAAAUAUAACAAUAAUUAUUUUGCUGGUACAAAAUAAAAUUCACAAGAACCUUAGUCAAAGAACAAUUUAAUAUUGCGGAAAUUUGAUAAAUUUGACGAAUUUGAUUGAAAUUCGUGAUAGUGUGGGGGUUAGAGCGGGUGAGUGGAGUGUACAAUUGUUGAUUCAGUGGAAAAAUACUUCAAGCCGCUACUGGGAAGUAGGCGCGUUUAACGCAGGGACGGAUCCAGGCAGGGCCCAGAUAUUAUUUCUCCGGUGUUUCUUUUAUAAUUCUCUAGAUCCUGAUAUUAUUAAAUUCCAAUCACCGAUAUGUAUGAUGAAAUAUUUCAUAAUCAUAUUAUACUUUAAGUGAAAUUUGUGUUGUGAAAAAAUUAUUACCCCACCCAACAGAUUUUCGCUCUGGAUCCGUGUCUACUAUAACGACUACUAUCUCGCCCGCGCACGGUGACGAUAUUAUCCCGUACCCGAUCGACGAGACGCGGGACGUUCGUAACGCGCGGAAAACCCGUAGUUUUCAUCGUCGCCGUCGUCGUCGUUAUCAGUUAUUAUCACCUCGUGUAAACGCGCGAGAUUUCACCGCUCGAAAAUCGAAAUUCGCUUAUCGUCGAGUGCUCUCCGCAACUCCGCGGGGGCGACACGUUACGAUCGGGUCCCCGCGGCGUCGUCGUGUCGCCGUUGCGGCGGGUAAGGGCGGGGGACGGGCUAUAACGGCAGUGGUACGCAGUGCUCUAUACAUAUCUACGCAAACACCCGAAAUCGAUCGCGGACGCGAAAAUUCCGCAAACUCGAGUUUACCUAUACGUAUAUAUUUAUAAAUAUCUGCCGGGAGCGAGCGUGCCAUUUCCGGGAAAAGACUGCUCCCCCCCCACCCUAUCUCACCCUCGGGAGGGUGACCGCCGCCCGCGGGUCCCACGUGCAGCGAGACGGACCCGGAGCCGCGGGUCGUUUCACGCGGACGGCACCACCCUCUCUUACGCGGCUCUGAAUAUCGCGCGCGGUCGUGUAUUCGGCGGCGGAUGUAGCGUGUACCGUCGCGUAUUAUUGUGCAAAAAAAAAAACGCCGAAAAAUCCGGGCUCGUAAGCCCGGGGCUCUGGUCAAAAGGGGCCAGUCUCGUCGUUUUUCAUCUAUUUCGGGAAAUUAAGAACGAAACGCGAUUUCGGGCCUAUUCGAUAUUGCAAUGGUAAUUUUCCUAACGACAUUGGUCUUCUCAGAGCUCACAAUAACGAUUAUUGAGUCCCCGCGUAACCGAAAGCCGGAACCCUGCAUAAAUCAAUUGGGAAAAAAGUUCACAAUUCGAGCGGUACGAGUGUAGAAAAAUUGAAAUUUUUUAAAAUCAACGUGUUUGCACUCCGAAGUUCCGAAUUUACGUUCGGAAUCCAUACGUAGAAAAACGUUCCGAUUACUGCGGUGUAGGCAGGGAACGUAUACGGUGUACCGCCGGGCGGGGAGUCUUUCCCGUUUUCUUUGUUUCCGUUAAAAAGCGUUUGCCGAGAGAAGGAAAACGCACCUCGGUAAAAUUUAAAUUAUAAUAAUACAGUAUCUUCGGUACACUCGGUAUCUAAAAUAUCCCGGAUGAGAUGUCGACGUCGCGGUAUAAAAUAUUAAAAAAAAAAAAAAAAAAAAAAAAAAAAAAAGGAAAUAAAGGUAUUUCGGCUUCGUCGGCAUUUUCAUCUCUCCGCGUAGCGUCUUUUUUUUUCUUUUUUUUUUUUUUUUUUUUUUUAAAAACCCCCCCCCCCCCCCCCCACGAACAACGUUCGUCCCUUCUUCGACAUUCGCCGCGUGCCGCGAUUAUUAUCACGAUUCGCAUACGCGCGUGCAUACACAUAAAUACAAUUACGGGGCAAUACCGCGAGUCGCAUCACUCAGUCACACCGGCGUCGGCGGCGGGGCGGGCGCCGGGGAGGGAGCCGCGGCCGUCGGGCGGCGGUGCAGCGCAACACUGUUGUAGUGUUUCGUCGUUUCGUAACGGCACCGAAAUCGAUCGGAACGGGGACGGGGGGGAGGGGGAAAUUUCGCAAACUCCGAGUUUACCUGUACGGUUCCACGCGGCGCGCGCGCGCGCGCGCGUGUGUGUGUGUGCGCGCGCUCCGGAAAAACGACGGCGGCGUCAUAACGCGCAGGAAUCGUUCUUGACGGCGGCGGCGGCGGCGGCGGCGGCGGAGCAGAGACCGACUCGCGGCGCACAACACCUUGUACAUUAUCGCCCGUAUGCGCGCACAUUACGCGUAUUAAUAUAAUACGCGCGCGCCGCUCGUUUCCUUUUUCGGAUUAAACCUCUGCACACGCGACGCACACACGCCGGUUUUUUUUUUAUUUUUUUUUAUUUAUUUACCCAUUAUUCUCUUCUUUGCACUCGUCGCGUACGUACGUGGCCGCGCGAUAAACAACAUCAUGCGCGUACGCGCGUUAUAUUGGCGCGCGUUCGUCCCGUCCGGUGCAGCGGCGCGCCGGGGAGUACAAUGCGAGUGCAGCGCGGCGCGCACAAUAGCCGCGUGCUGUUCAAUUCUCGUCGUGCACCGUGCCGCCGUCGUCGUCGCGUCCGAAAAUGGUCUCGGUCAGAAGAAACUUUCACAUUCACCUAACGCAUUGUAGUUUAUUAUUAUUGUUAUUAUUUUUUAUCGCGCGCGAAAAAAAAACGGAAACGAAUAAAUACAAAAACGACCGCGGGUACGUUAUUGUUAUUGUGAUGCCGGGCGUCCGCGCGCGUUAUCGGCCAGAUAUUAUUGUCAUUGUUAUGCUGCCGGGCGUCCGAACGAGAUCCGAAAACUGCAGUGUCGUUUGCGUAAUAAUAACCGCGGCGCCGCGAUCCAUUGUUUCCCCGGCCGCCGCGUCCCCGUCGUCGGGAGUCCCGGGCGAAAGGCGUCCGACAACAACAGGUCGUAACGGCCGGGUCGUUCGCGGUUUCUUAUUCCUUUUUUUUCCCCCGUCCUCUUCGUUCUUUCCAAUGUUUUUUCGACGUUUCUGUUGUAAACUCUGUCGCCCACGGCAUCACUCCGCGGCCGCGGGUGCCCGCGAUACCAUCGGCUCGCACGAUCUCGGCCGGCGCGGGGCUCGCGGCAGUCACAUUGGUAAUAUUUCAUCGCGCCCGUUUCGAAAACGGCCGUUCGCUAUUGUAUUGUUAUUGUGUGUCCGGUCGCCCGCGCACAGUGAUUUUAGACUCCGAGCGCGGCCAGCAACGCUGUCGCGGCGUUUGUUUAACGCUAUGGUCGUUGCGUUGUUAAUUUUCCCGUCCGAGCGAGGAACGUAUUGUAUCCGCAAUGACGUUUAUUUUAUUUUUUAUGCGAACGCUUUUUUCUACCCGGAAUCUUACCCCGGUCAUCUGGUAUAGGUUAGGUUAGGCACUUUUCCCGAAAGGAAAUGUUCUCCGGGCGGUACAUUAGAGAGCUCACUUUUUGAAAUUCUCACAUUGAUAUUCGAGAUGACGAGGAAAACCUGGUUCUUAGAGUUAAAAAAGAUCGAAAGAUAAAAAAUAACGCUGUCAUUAGCAACCGUUUUUUUUUUUUUUUUUUAUUAAUUUAUUUUUAUUGUUGAGUUUUUAUUAUUUUAAAUCUUUUUUAAACAAUCAUUGUUGUCACGAAAACGCACAUUGUCGUACUAAUUUGGCCAUAAUACCUAUAUAUUGUCGACAAAGCGACACUGUCAACUGAACUCCGCUCAGAAUAGUUUUUACGUUAGCAAUAAUGGUUAAUCGUUGCUUACAGGUAUAUAUUGAAUUCCCGUCUGUAUCCUACCUUCUCAACUUCCCACCUACAACAGUGGCUGCACCCACGUUCGAAAUAUGUCCUUCUUUUCUUUUUUUUUUUCAUGCUUGCGAAACAAGUUUUAUACCAGAAAUGUCGUUCCGAUUUUCUAGCGUCUUUUCAGAAUGCGAUUCUGUGAGUUGAGGUGGUCGUUUUUUGAUUUCCCCCGUGGUUCUCAUAAUAAUUAGGAAAGGCGUAGAGAAAAACCGAACGAAUUUUACGACAAUGACGGUUUCAUUGUAACAUCUAAGAACACCUGCAAACCAUUUUGAAGAUUUUUGAGCUGUUCAGGCAUUUGACGUUAUCGAGUUUUAGUAUUGAUUUGGUUUUACGCUGACGAUAAUGUUUUGGCCGAGUAGAAAUGCUUGGACAUUUUAUACGGAGUUCAUCUUAAGUUGUGUUCUGAGGUAAAAGAAAUAAAUAAAAAUAGGACAAAAUGUAAGUAGCGGUUUUUUAAAGUUCAGAUGUUAACGAAAAUCUGGGCGUUUCAAAACACAUGUUUAACCGAACUUCGCUCAGAAUUAUAUUUCGAUAGAGGUGAUUUUUCGCGUACUGAUAUAAAUUAAAUACGUUUUAUAAAUGAAAAAAAAAACACUCGAAAAAUAUGUAUAUCAUCGAUUUUUAUGCCGUGGGAGUGAAUGUUUUACAGAAUCCACUAUUACUGACUUUUGUUUUGCAAACAAAAAUCUCACGAUAACCUAUAUUGAAGUUUUGAUUAUUUUCAGCCUACACACUAAAAGUUUGAUAUUUUUGACAGACUACACUACCAGGUUGCUUUAUUCUUUUUAAUAACCAAAAUUCAAAAGCUCUCAUAUAUACACUACCGCUCAUUUGUCAUCGAACUGUAAUAACGUAUUGGAGUUUAUUUGACAGAGCUUUACACGCAGUCGGAACAUAAUUUGAAUUUGAACCUUUAAACUAAACGUCAACAUUAUUUUUUUAAAAAAAAGUCAGAGGCAUAAAGUUUUUUAAUUUAGUUGUACACGACGAUAAAUCAAGGUUAAACGAUUCGGAGUAAAGGUCCUUUCAAUACCUGCACGUACUGAGAAGUCGCGAUAUUUUCGCCAUUUAUUGCUAUUUACCUAUGGCUAUUUUUCCGCCGAUUAUUCUACACACCACUACGAAAACCCACAAGGAAUAACGAAAAACGAACUGCUCUUUCAUCAGCUAGACACGGUCAUUCGCUACCCUCACCACCCCUGAUGAUCGGACCGAGAUUUCUGGUAGAAAAAAAAAAAAGUCGUCUGUACACAAAUAGAGGAAAACAACGCGCGUCACAGCGAAACCGUAAAACAAGAGCGUAGCAAGGUUACGCGUUGCGGAAUGUAAAAUCUGGUUUUAUCAACAGGUAUGCGUUGUUGAAAAACAAUAUUGCGUCGCCCCGUUCGGGCACCGCUGCAGAUUUAACAUUAUUUAUAUACGCAAACGAAAGCGAUGGCAAGCACUCGAAUGACGGCUGAAUACGCGAUGUAUUAUUUCCGAUUUUCGCACAAUAACAUAUCGAAUUCCACCGAAUACACCGAGUCCGAUAAACUUCGCGCGGAGUGUUUUUUAUACGCAAAAUCGAUCGCUGUGUACCGUGCAUGUGUAUAUAUAUAUAUAUACAUAUGUAUAAAUAGCACGCACGUAAUAUUUUACGGGCCGGGCGCGAGUUCGGAGGGCAUAUUAUUGUGACGCGGUGAAAGUGGUCCGAUUAUUUUUGCCCCGUGUGUCUUGACGUUUUUCCUUUCGCCCCGAACGCAAUACGAAUAUCCGCAUAUCGGCUGUACGCGCGUGUUUGUUACACUAUCGAAUACGAACGUCGCGAAAACUUUCGUCCGAACACCUACACCGGGCCGGCCGGGCGACGAUUACCCGGGAGAAUUAAAAAAAAAAAAAAAAAAAAAAACAUUUUUAUUUUUAUUAAACGACGGCCAAAAACCGUUUUCGAAGGUGUUUUUUUUUUUUUACGGCCGUUUUUCGCCGCCGGUAAAUUGUGCCCGUAAUAAAUAUUUGCAUACAUUACGGGCGCUCGGCCUCGUAUAGAUACGCUAUACGGCGUGAGAGAGGGUCGGCGAAAUACAAAAAAAAAACUCGUUUUCUUCGUCCCGCUCGCGCUCCCACCCCCUCCACCCGCCCCGUUCGUCGCCGUUGACGGGUUCUUCUCCGCGCGUAAAAAAUAACCGCGGCGCGUCCGUCCCGCGCCGCCGGAGCGCAUUGCGGCCUACGCAACGUUUACGUGCGGCGUGCCGCCGCCGCCGCCACCGAUCCCCGGGCCCGCAGAGCCCGACCUUCGACGGCGGCGUCGACGUCGGCCGGACAGAUGUUCUUCUCGGCGUCCGUGACCCGGCCCCGCGAAACACGACGUGAUACGCGACGUCUUACGACGCGCGCGAGCGCCGGAACCGCCUGUAUCGGAUGUGUGGAUACAUUUCGUGCGCCUGUAAACGGCCAUGUGUUUUCCCGUGGUUAGGCGUUCUCCAAGCGCGACGCCGAUCGGCGAGCGCCGACGGGCGGUCGGGCGGCGCCUGGACUUCUCCGCUGCGCCCCCGGGGGAAGUGGCCGUCCCCGUGCGCAAACUGCACUCGUAUUAGGCGCCGUGUUUAAGUGGGGGGGGGAAAUAAACGAUUAAAUAAAAAGACCGGCGCCGCUGCCGGUUGCCGUGCCACCGUAUUGGUGGACAGGGAAGUGUGAAAGGAUAACUAAAGAGAGCAAUUCAAUUAAUAUCCGUGUAUGUGGUGACGAAAGAGCAGUCGCUGAAAAGAAAAAAAAAACGAUUCUGAGCGCGGAGUGUUGUUAAUAGUAUAUAUUUUUCGACGUAGUAAAACCGAUAAAUCCGUCGUCUCGCUCGGCAUCCCGCGAAAAAUAAAUGAACACGAAAUUAUCAUUACUUAUACAUGCAUAAAAACGAGGGAAUGCGAAGGACUAGGUUUUUUUUGUGGGUGGGGGGCGAUUGGGGAUUUUCCGGCACGUAAUCUGUAUUUAACUACGCGCGCAGCUUGGUAGUGUAAUCUUUUCGGUGUACCUACGCCUCCCUAUUUAUUAUUAUAUUCCGCGAUAAGGACUUUUCGAAAUUAAUUUAUCACCCGCGAGUUAAUUAAAGGACCCGAUAUCGCAGAUAUAGCAGUGAAAUUAUUAGUAUUAUUAUUAUUUAUAUUCCAUUUAUAAUAAAAUAUUAUGGUAAUUUCCAACGAAACCUCAUUAAUCAACUUCAAUAAAAAAAAAAAAAAAAAAAGAAAAAAAAAAAAGUAUAUUGCAGCGUUCGGUUUUUAUUUUAUUUUAUUUUUUCUUUCAUUAUCGAUUUGUAUAAUGUGAUAAAUUCGUUUCUAUGCAUUUAAACGGAUAUCGAUGCUGUAAACAUAGCGUAUAGGUAGAAUAUAUGCUGUAACGUUGAAACGCUAGUAGUCGCAGCGGUAUAUUAUAUUAGCAAUCCGACUAUAUUUGUUUAGGACGUAAAAAAAUAUAUGUAUUUAUGCAUUGCCCACAUAAAAUUGGAACCUCGGGUUGUUAUACCUAAUAUUGUGAAAUAAACGUAUUAUUUCCUGUUCGGACUGUAUAAUAUACUGCAAUACGCGCGUAAAAUAAUAUUCGUCAUCACUAGAGGCCGGAUUUGAUUGCAUUUAAAACACACAAAAAUUGCAUAUUAAAAUUAUAUAUUCGCACCGAUAAAUACGUACAAAUCGCAUAAUAAAUUGCACAAUAAAAAUGUAAAAGUUAUGCAAAAAAAAAAUUAGAUAAAUGUUACUUUUUUUUUAUUUUAACUAAAAUUGAUAAUUAGAUACAUUUCUAAAUUGUUUUCAUUAAAAUUAAAUCUUCGAUUGCUUAAAAUAUGUUUGUACAAAGAAAAACUACGUUCUACGUUUACACUAGUUAUUGGUGCAUAUUUAAAACAAUUUAAUAAAGUAGGCGUUAUAUCUAAAUUAACAUUUGCUUUACCUGACAAGACUUCAUAGUAUGACAUAAAGUUUUAUACCCUUCAUUUUUUUCAAUUACAUACAUAAAUUGUUCUUUAAUUUUUUUUCCCCAUUUGUACCGGGAAUAUUUGUUAAAAUAUUUUUAAUUUUUCUAAAAAUAUCCAUGCUUUUCAGUAGUUCACUAUUAGAUUCUUCCAAAUUUUUAAGAUUCAUGGACAAGUGUAAUUUUAUGAAUGCUAAACGACAUUUGACUACAUUAUUUUGUACAAGCUGCUUCAGCUUUUCGACACUUGUAGCAUCAUCUGUUAAACAUUCAAUCACGUUUUUAAACUCUUCAAAAUUAUUUGCAUAGAAAAGUGCAGCGUUUUACCAUGUUCCCCAUCUUGUAAUAAUAGGUUCGGGUGGUAAAGGUAUACCCGGCAUUUCUUUUCUGUAUUUAUUUAUUCUCGAUGGUGCUUUUAGGAAAGCUUCAUUUCCUGAAAUAAACCAAACAAGUUGCAUAUGUAUUUAAAUUUUAAAUUAAUAUAUUAACAUUGUUAAUCAAUUCAAUAAUGUCGGGAUUUAAUUUUCGAAUUUUCUCUAGAGCUCUAUUAACUACGUGCGCCAUACAUGUAAUAUGAAUUAAUUUCGGAAAAAUAUUUUUAAUGUUUUCGCUACUUUGAUCAUAUGAGUACCAGCAUCACUAAUAAAAAUCAAUACUUUUUGUUCAAUACCAGGAAAUAUUUUUAACGAGGAAUUAAUAAACUGACAAAUAGUUUCAUAAUUGGUGGAUUCUAGUUCUUUACGUGCAAUUAUAUAUGGUUUGCUAAGCGUCCCAUCUAAUUUACCAAAUAAUAAAUUUGCAAUAGCCAAACCAAAGCGAAAAGAGCAUAUUUUAUUAUAUGAAAAAUUAAAAAAAUUCUUUAUACAAACCCCUUAGAUCGGUUGUUUCCCCAACAAUCAUGUAAACGUAAUUAUUUCCAAUAUCACUAAUUAUUUGGUCCAUAACGCUUUUAUAAAUAUUUGGUAUGUAAAUUUUUCUCUUAAAGUGCUUUCGUCCGGAAUUGAUUUGCCAGUAUGUUUUUCAAUAUUGAUUUUAGCACAUGAUUGCCCAGCUUAUGCAAAGGAAUAUUUGCAGCAACAAAUGCAUUACGUUAAUCUUCAAAAAAUACAUUUUUACUAUUCGAAUUUUGAGAAUUUUAAUCAAAAGCUGUUUUUUUUUCUUUAUUCCGUUGUAAUGCAUUUAUGUGUUGAACUAAAAUAAAAAAAUAUACAUGUAUUUUUUUAAAUAUUAUGCAGUAUACGAGUAUUACGUGUAGAAUGAGGAUAAAAUACAAAACUUACUUGUUUUGGAAUGAUGAUCUAAUACAGCGGUUCUCAACCUUUUUAUAGUCGCGUACCACCUACACCACUUGAAAAUUUCUACGUACCACCUGACCAUUUUUUUGCUUAUUAAUAAUAUAUACGUUUAUGUUACAUGUAUAGAAUUUUAUUUUAUUAGGAAUUACAAAAUGAGAUAAUAUAAAAUAAAUAUGUAUAUAUAAUAAACUAUAAAGUAAUUAAUGCACAAAAAGAAAUUAAAUUAAAUCAAAUUAAAUAUGUAAAAUUAUUAUAAUUAUUAUGGUUUACUUUUUACUUCAAUGAGACGAUUGGUGUUGUUUUGAACGAACGAUGACAUCAAUAUCGGGCUCCAAAUUGGUAACUUUAAGUCUUAAAUCACUUUCUACGUUUAAUCUACUUCUAUAUUUAUUUUUUAUGUACAAUAAGUCAGAAAAUGUUUUUUCGCACAGAUAUGUUGAUACAAAAGGGAUUAAAAACUGUAAAGCUUGUGUGGACAAUGCCGAGUAUUCUUUUUUCACGUCCAGCCAAAAAUUAGUGAUAUUUUUGUUAUUGAAAGCGGUUUUUAGGGUAGAGUCACUGGUUAAGUCAAUAAAUAAUUCUUUUGCCAAAAUGCCAUCUGGAAUAUUCUUAAUAUAAUCAUCUACGAAAGGGUUUAUGAUCCAUUUCAUUUCUGAGUUAUCCUCAGGGAAAUAUUGUAAAACAUUGGAUUUUAGUGAUUGUAGGUGUUCCGAAAUGUCUGUAAUUAUAUUUGAAUUUGGCUGAACUUUGUUAUCGUUCCAAAAUGUGUUAAGUGUCUCGAAUGCUGAAAGAUCAUUCUUAGAUACUUGCGAAAUAAAUAAAUCCAACUUUCUCACAAAUGCAUUAACUUUAUCACUAGUAUAAAACAUGUUUGUGUUUGAUCCUUGCAGACUUAAAUUUAAAAUAUUUAAACGGUCAAAUAUGUCAGCCAUGUAAGCUAGUCUUGACAGCCAUUCGACAUCACAAAACAAUUUGGACUUUUCUUCAUCAAUAUCAGUCAGAAUUAAUAAAACUUCUGACCUUAGCUCGAAUAGUCUGGUGAGGACUUUUCCUCGUGAAAGCCACCUUACCUCUGUGUGGAGAAGAAGAGAGUUAUGAGUACUGCCCAUUUCGUUACAUAAUACUGUGAAUAAUCUUGAAUUGAGAGGUCUGGCUUUGAUUAGAUUUACGAUUUUGACAGCACUAUCAAGAACUAAUUUUAAACUUCUAGGCAUGUUUUUGGAUGCUAAUGCUUGCCGGUGAAUCAUGCAAUGCAUAGUUUUACAUAAUGGGGCAACUUUUUUUAUUCUUGUUGCAACUCCGGUCAGCCUUCCAGUCAUUGCCCUUGCUCCAUCAGAACAAAAACCCACACAUUUACUCCACGGCAGAUCUAUUUCAAUCAANGCAAUAUCAGUACUCUCAUCAAUUUGUAGAGCAAAGAAAUUACAAUCUUUCACAUAAAGCAAUAUUUUUUCUUUUAUAUUCGACGACAUGUCAUCAAUUCUUCUUUUGACUGUAUCGUUUGAAAGUGACACUUUUUCUAUCUCUUUUGCAGCCUUGUCUCCAAGAACACAUCGCACGAUUUCUUUUGCUGCUGGCAACACUAAUGUUUCCCCAAUUGUGUGUGGUUUUCCAUCUUUAGCAAUAAUUAAACUUGCUAAAUAAGAUGCUUUAACGAUAUUUUCAUUAAAGUUCGUAAAACUAGACAUGCAUUUCGAUUCCUUUCGGAAAAUAGUAACUUUUCUCUGAAAAAAUUCAAUAGGUUUAUUUUCUGUUUCUGGAUGCUUCGAUAAUUGGUGGCGCUUAAGUAGCGAUGGCUUCAUGCUUUGAUUCGAAAGUGUUUCUUGACAAAUUACACAUUGAGGUAACGGAGUAGAAUUCUCAGAACCAAAUUUUACAACGAAUCCAAAUUGUAAGUAACUAUCGUCAUAUUUACGAUUCGCCUGUGUUUUCUGUUUUUUAGUAUUUGAGCUUCCGCUUUCGAAAAAUCUUUUCAUUUUACUUAAUUUUAUAUCACAAAAAAGUUAGAAAAAACUACAUAAAAAUGUAAAAUUUUAAUAUAAAAUAAACUUGAUGCAAACAAUUCGUAUGACACUCGUGAAUAAACUGAAAGAACUCACGAAACUAAGGUAAAAACGCAUUAUUGUGAAUUAAGAAUACGCUUUAUCGGGUAUAUUUGAUAAAGUUUAUCGAUUUAUAUUAUAUAUAUAUAGAAUAUCGCUAUCUUAAUUGCUACGAUUACAAACGACCUCCACACCAUCAAAUAAACCAAAUAAUAUUUAAUGAUUCAUUCCAAAUUUUUUUAUAAAGAGAAAUUUUCUUCGCGUACCACCUAUGAGCUUUUCGCGUACCACUAGUGGUACGCGUACCAUAGGUUGAGAACCGCUGAUCUAAUAGAUAUAGAUAUUUUAUUUUAGUUGACACAGAUUUGUUACAUACGAAACAAUAUAUUACCUGUCCCUCUGAUGAAAUUACUUCUUUAUUUUCAUUUAAGGAGCAAUCCAGUUUGAAAUUUUACCUUUUUAAAGUUGAUUUUAUUUUAGGCUUUAUGGCGAAUACGUUCACUGUGCGGCCAAACUGAUUAAUGGAAUAGGUACUAGGGUACCAACAGGUAAACGUAUUACUACGUUGAAUCUAAUUACCACCAUAUAUAUGUAGAGACGUUUAUCGCUCGCUGGGCUCUCCAAGCUUCUAGAAAAUUCCAGACGAACGAUAAACGCCUAUGAUUUAAAAACGUGGGAAAAUUGUAAAAACGUCGAAAAUUGAAAAAAAUUGCAUUAUACAAUUAAAUAGGCGGAAUAUUUUACGUACAUAUCGGCCUUAAAUUUAAUCAUAUCUGAUUUAUCUUUAUUGCAAAAAAAGUCGCAAUAUCAUUAAAUCCGGUUUUUAGUCAUCACUAUCAAUAGUAAUCUUCUUUUUUUUUUUUCCAAUUAGUUUCCAAUCAAAUCAGUUUUCACAUUGCUAUCCCAUCUUUUAUUAACAAGUAUAAUUAAGUUAUGUUUUGUAAAUGUCGUUUUUCCCUUCGAGGGGCAGGCUCACGUUAUUAACUGUACUAAAUAAAACUAUUGAGAGAGGCUAGCGGUAGGACCGCGUCACCUCCUGACAUUAUGCUAAUUUAAUUUAACCUGUACUCGACCUUGAGCCGACGGCUGGGUCUUGUUGUGUGCACACUUUGGCGCCCAGGACUGAUGAGGCGGCUGCUCUUAUGGCAGCUGGUCAGCCCAAAUCGACAGUUGUCUUAGCGUUAGUAGUAGACGUGUGGAAUAAUGAUAAUAUUAUAACAUAAUAUUUACAACAGUUUAACAGUUAUAUUAUAACAGUUAACUGCGAUAUUGUCGUUUUUAACGCAUUAUAGACGAUUAAUUGCCGGGCAAAAAACGAUCAAGACGAAUGUUCCUAACGCAUUAUAGAUUCGUUUUUGAAAUCGAAAUCGAUGAAACUAUGUAUUAUAUGUUUUUAUACAGUUCUCACGAUAUUAUAAUAUUGAAUUAUACUGGAUUGCUGACUAGAGUGACAAGUGUCCGCCAUUUCUGUGGGAAUUAUGGCGAUAAAGGUGAUACGUCGGUCUAUCCAUCUGUUAUUACUCUUAUUUACAGUAUCCUUUAUGAACAUCUGAUAUCAUAAUAAUACGUAUAUGCAUGAUGGCGUGAUGCGAUUAUAAUCCCCAAACAGACGGAGGAUUACAGUAUAAUUGUCGGAAAAAAUAAUAAGUAAUCAGACACACAAUUUAAACGUUUCCAACCUUUCCCUCCCGAAAUAUUAUAUCAGGUACCUACAGGUACACAAUCAUUUCGUAAUAUGGUUCUUAACAAUUGUUUGUUAUAUCUAAGCCACGUGACUUUUCUGCUUCGAAAUGUCACCUGUCCGACGUGGCAUUUUUCAUUUACCCGGUCUUUUAUUUUUUACCGACGUGAUGGUUUUUCAUUAACGACUAAAGGUAUUAAAUUUUCACUCGGGACAUCAACUAUUUCCUUAUAGCACUAUCGGGUUUGGACGUAUGAAAGACACUUUUUUUCUUACUUCGGUAAUGUUGCUGCGGAGAAAUCGUGUGGCUCCCUUACCAUUUUUCAAAAAAUUGCGUACUCAUAUAAUACUAUAUUUUACCGAUUCGAUUUUAGAUUCUGAGUGUAACGAAGAAGCUUAUGGUUUUACAUAAAUGUUUAUUUUUUUUUAUCUAUGUGCAACUUUUCUACCAGAAAUCUUGCUCCAAUUAUUAAGUGUAGCAACUUUUCUAAAAAUAAAUCAGACUGGGGAUGUACUUUAGAGAACUCUUUUUUUAAUUUUCCCAACACAUUUGAAAAACCUCCCGAAAAAAAACCUGAGGUAAAACGAGAUAAUGUAUGAAAUGUAUUAGUAAAAUAUUAUGAUUUUUAAUCUGAGGAUAACUUUUCUAUCAGCAAUUUUGCUCCGAUUUACAAUGAUAACAUUACAUUUAGAAGGAAAUCUCACUCAAAAAGGUUUUUUAGAGAGGUAAAUUUUUUGAUUUUUCCAGGAUUUUUAUCAAAAUAUAGAAAAAACCAUGGAAAAAAAUAAACAUCUUUAUAAAACCACAAGCUUCACUGAUAAUCUAAAAUAAUGAUGAUAAAAACAAUAAAAACAAUGAAUCAUAAUCAGCAUUUUAAUAAGAAGCAUAAUAGGUAAUAAUAAAUAUAAUGAUCACUUAAUAAUAAUCACCAAUAAUAAUAACGAGCAAUUUAAUAAUAAUAAUCAAAUCAGCAUCAUAAUAAUCAUUAAUACUUUUAAUAAUAUCAAUUAACAAUAAUAAUAAUCAUCAACAAACAUCCUUAUUAAAAUUAUGAUUAUGAUUAUUGUUGGUUAUUUUAUUUAAAUGUUGAUUACGAUAUUUGUUGAUGGUUGUUAUAAGUAUUCUGAUUAUUAUUAUUAUUGAUUUAUAUUAUUAAAAACAUUGAUGAUUAUUAUGAUGCUGAUUUGAUUAUUAUUAUUAAAAUGCCCAUUAUUAUUAUUGCUGACUAUGAUUAUAGUUUUUAAAAUGCUCAUUAUUAUUAUUACUUUAAUUUUUUAAAUUCUAAGUGUAAUGAAGAAUAUAUUGGUUUUACAAAGAUGUUUAUUAUUUUUAUUUUUUAUGUGAACAAUUUUCCUAUCAGAAAGCUUACUUCAUUGUAUACGAUGUAGACUUAUUUGAAAAUAAAUUUUCUUGGGACGGUACUUUUCUACCAGCAAAUUUGCUUCGAUUUACAAUGAUAGCAGUUUUUCUGAAAGUAAAUCUGACCAGGGUGGUACUUUGAAUAGGUAAUUUUUCGAUUUUCUCAAGAGUUUUCCCAGAAAAUUUGAAAACAUGGGAAAACCGGGAAAAGCGUAGGAAAAAUGGGAAAAUCGGUACAAUAUUAAACAAAUAUUAUUAAAAAAAAGCAUCACUACCAACUGAACUUCACUCAGAAUCGUUUUUUCAUUAGCAAUGGUUUAUCGUUACUUACAGGUAUAUACAUUAAAUUACCAAAAACAGUGGCUAAAACAUCUAUCUCCAUUAUCCUAGGUCAAUUAUUUUUACCUCAUUAAAAAUAUAUUGUAUCAAAAAAUGAAUAACUAUGCUACCGAUAUCAUUUUACGAUAACUACAAGCUUUCGUUCUGUGUCCGGUAUAUAAUAUUGUAAUUAUUCAGAGAGAAUAACGUCUAAUUAUUAUGAACCUUAUGCGUGUGACGGAUUUAAUUCGGUUUAUUACAGAAAACUUCUACGAUGCGAUUAAGAUCACUCGAAUUUUUUUCUUUGAAAAAUUAUCAUCUUUGAAAUAAAAACAUGACGCGCGGAUCGAUGAAAUCGGACCCAAUAACAUCAGAUUGUUAAAUACAGAGAUAUGAAUGCAUAAAUCGAACGGAAAUCUUUCUGGAUUUAUGUUCGACGAACACGUAGUUGAGGACGAGGAUGUGGUUGAGAUCGUGAAUAAUAAUGUCAUUCGAUUAAAUAACCGUCUUGUUUGCGAUCUAAUUAAAAAUAAUUCUUACUUGAUCUUUUAAUUGUUUUAUGCGAGGGGGGGAGGAGGUAAUUUAUUAUACAUAUUGCUCGAUUCAAUGUACAUUUUAGAUUAGUUCGAUAUUCCAAUGGACCAAUAGUUGACAGCGCGAGCACCUCUCGAGCAAGUGUCGCGGAUACUAUACGAGGUCUGGCUAUUAAAUAACGAGACUGCCUAUGAAAAAUGGUUUUAUUUUAAAAAUUAUUCCACAACCAAAUGUUCCCCUUCAAUAUACUCUCCUCCCCUCUUCACACACCGUUUCAUUCGUUUCUUCCAUUGCUCGAGGCAGUGCUGGAAGUCUGUUUUCGUAACACCAUUCAGGAGUUCCGCCGAUUUUUGUUUCACCUCUUCCAUCGAUUCAAACCGGAUUCCUUUUAAGGCAGACUUUAUCUCCGGAAACAAGUAAAAGUCGCAGGGUGCCAAGUCGGGUGAGUAAGACGNGUGCGUUAUCCUGGUGCAAGAUCCACGACUUGUUUUUCCACAAUAUCGACCGUUUCUUACGAACUCAUUCGCGCAAUGUUGCCAAAACUGUCAAAUAGUAAUGUUGGUUCACAGUUUGACCCUCUGGAACCCAUUCAGUCAUCACGAUGCCGUUGAUAUCGAAGAAAACGAUCAGCAUGGUUUUGAAUUUGGAUUACGACUGAAUUGGAUUCCGGUGCACUCUCGACCUUCAGAAAAUAAUUUAUGCCACUCAAAAACACGCGCCCGAGAUAGGAAAUCCUCACUAUAGGCUUCUUUUAACAACUUAUAGCACUCAGUUGGAGUUUUUUUCAGUUUAACGAGAAAAUUUUACGUUUAUCCGUUGCUCAUGUUUUUUGUCACACAUCGUUUUCGGCAAGAGAAAAAAACAUGUUCGUUUCUAAACGCUACAGAAAAAAUACUAACGCACCAACAAAAUCCCAAUUUUGUACUGGCAUAAUAGACACUUCCAGCUAACCAGCGCUGUAUUCGGUUUCCCCCUAACCUUUUUGGGACGCUCUCUGCGUGCUCAGUCUCGUUGUUUAAUAGCCAAACCUCGUAUUUACAAUCGACAAACGUAUUUACGCUUUUACGGCAAACCAAGUGUAUAUAUAUAUAUAUACGAAAUCGUACAAGCAGGUGGAAUCCCCCGUAACUAGAUUCUGGCAAGUCCCCUACAACGUCGUACUUAAACAUCAAAGGCACCACGCGCGUAUAAUGCAACGACGACGACUUCAUUUUCCCGUCGCGUCGUAAUUACUCGUAUACGUAUACCAUCGCGUAUACCUGCACAAACGGAAGGUGUCAGUUUUUUUUUUAAUUAUUGCGGUUUUUUUCAAUUCUUUUCGAUGGUACCUAAUUAGCUUUGUCGGAUUUUUAUUGCAAUAAUAAUAUUAUAUUAUUUUUGUCCCCCCCCCCCCUGUCGGUAGGAACUCGAGGAUUGUCGCCGGAUCCAAUCGGCCGUCGCUAUUGACUUGGACAAAAUCAGAUGGCAUCUGUACGUGUUGGACAGCGGUGGGUACGAAAUCAACAACUGUCGGCCCAAAAUCAUCGUUUACGACCUGAAGACAUACAAACGAGUGCGUAUAGUUAUUAAUACACGUUAAUUAUUAAUAUAACAUUAGAAAUCAGUAAUGUUUCCAUUUUAUAAUAAUAUAUUAAAGCAACGACCCAUCUGUCACUUUUUUUCAAUAUUUAUCGUAUCUUAUUCUUACUAUUUUUCUUAUCUAUUUAUCUAUUACCUCGGUGUUACUUCGUGAUACGUCAAAUGAAUCGAAUUGUUGGAAGUGGGUGACGGGGGUGAAGAGUUGAUAUUAGUCACACGAUAGGAACGGGAUGACUGUGGCAACGGUACAAUACAUGAUAUUGAUAAGAGAUAAGAUGCAAUGUGUAAGUGAUAAGAGAAAGCGCACGACGAAAGCACGGAAAGGCGUAAAUGGAUUUUAUAUGACAGAUAUGUCAUGUAUCGCUGUGAUAUAAUUCGUCACACGUGCGACUAUUUUUGCAGUAAACCGAAACCCGAUUGGGUUAUCGGCGGAUAAUUACUAGAACUUGUCUGUCUUGCCGGCCGCCACUCCCGGAAUCCUAAUAGUUCUACAGUUCCGUAAUAUUGGGGAUAUAUCCCGAUCGCGUCCCGUUUAACAUUUUCACCUUUUUUUAUAACCCGAGUGGGUCCGCAAUCUUAUCGAUAAAUUAAAUUAAAUUUUCUGAGUUUGUCCACAGUCGUGUAAUAAAUUAUCCGCAGCUGUUGGUACCCGUUUUAUAAUUAAGAUUUGACCAGCGGAGAAACAGAGUUUAAUUUCAAUUUUAAUACUAACUAAGGUAGACCACGGCUGGUAGUCGUGUACUCGUGUAGUCUUCUAGUGAACGAAAAAACAAAGUAGUGCCGAACUAGUUCAAAUUUUUCGACAAAUGUCAUUGCCAGAUAGCAUGUUAAGUCAACACGAUAAGAACGGCAUUUAAACACCAGCAUUUAAUAUGGUACAUUUUUCGUGAAAUUUUAGUACAAUAAAAUUAGUACGCUCGCCCUAAAUGAAUGGGUGUAAAAAAAGUAUACAAAUAGUGAAAUACAAUACAAAAUAUAAAAAAUAAACAUUUUUGGGAUGUCAGCUAGUUCGCCUCCUCAUGAUGCACGCCGUGGGCGCAAUUCUUAAUGAACUCGGACGCAUUCGGGCUACGUUGCAAAAAUUACCUUUUUUUUUUAUCGGGACGCGUCUCGGGAUAUUGAAAAACGGUUAUUUCGGGUUAUUGUAAUAUCAAAUGCACCGACGCAGGUUCGAACGGUGGACCUGGACGGGCUGAACGGAUGGGAACUGUCCGCGCUGGUCGUGGACGCGAGACCGUUCAAAGGCGAGACGAGAGCGUACGCGGGCAACACGCGCGGCGGUUAUCUCGCCGUGAUCGAUCCGGACCGGGGCGUCUGGCAUAGAUUAGCGUUGCAGAGCUGUCCGCCAGUGCCGUCACUCGACCAGGAGCGUCGCCCGCAGAAUUCGGACGGAGUGACGGAAGACCCGGACCAGGUCCUGGGCCCGGGCCGGGACCGGGACGCGGCCAACGAGGGGGACCGGGACGCGGAGCGGACGCCGGAGGAACGCGACGUGCCCGCGGAAUGCGUGGCCGUCUCCCGGUUAUGGUCUUCGGUGUUUUUCACGUCGGCGCGGAGCCACGAUUUGUACUCGGCUUCCUUCAGGGAUCUCCGGAAUUUGACCUCGUACAUCAACGCCGCCGGAGUAAAGGUACGCGAAAAACGGCGUUAAUCAUUCCCGCGACUCGAGUGUACUUAUACGCGGAAUGUCCCGUCGCGCAUUGUGCGCGUUUAAUUGAAAUUUUAUUGUUCAGUGUCGCCGCCGUGUAACACGUUUUAUGUUUUUAAUUUGCGUAUAUUGCCUAUAUUUUAUUGCUCGUCACGACGCGAUCCUCGGGCGGCAUUGGAGAUUCGCGCGGUAGCGGAGGCGAGCGAAUAUUUUACACCCAGUUCGUGGAAAGUGGCGAUCGCCUCCCCGUUACCAUCCGCCCUCCGCGAGUCCGGCACCGUAGCACAGGGCGUAAAAUAUCUAGACACGAAGCUAAAAGACACGCAGAUAACGAUGAAAAAAAGAUAAUAAUUUUAUUUAUUCGUUACUAGAGAUUUGAGCCCGAUCAAUUUGAGUAAUGAUUUUUUUUUUCACCAUUCUUACUAUCGAGAGACCCACUCAUUUCAAACUGUUUUAGAAGCCUAAUAACAUUUUACGUAGACGCUUUUUAGUCCACACAAUAUAUUCAAAUUCCAUUAAUCUUACGUAGUUGCGUUAUUAUGUUCCUAACCUUAUUACAUGUAUUAUUACAAUUCGAAACUGUACCGCUAUUAUUAAUCUGAAAACAGUAUUUUGUAGUUUAUUGUACAAUUUUUAUAUUCUGAGGUUAGGUAUUUAUCGAGAAUUAUUUAAUCAGAAGAAAAACUCUAAGGCACCUGCUGCAUGCUGUUCUUUCUUUAUUUAAUUUAUACUCGUAUGAAUAAAUGCGCAUUAUAUUUAUAAUUUAUGUGUUUAUUUUAUUUCAAACAAAAAUGUAUAUAAUUUUUGAAUCAUUAAUAUAGAUUAAAUAUUCAAUUAUUUUUUUCUAAUAAACACAUAAAUAACGAUUCAAAACGAUUUAUCUAUAUUUCGAUUCGUCGUUUAUCUCGCAUAAUAUAGAUAAUAUGAAAAUAUAGGUACGUAUACUUAGCUAGAUAAAACACAACAUUGUACAGAACUGGAAAAUAGGUCACUUUGUAAAAUUAUAAUUACACAAUUUAUUAUAAUCAAAACCAGUCCUAAACGAUUAAAAAUGUCAAAUUAUAAUUUUCUGUAAACAUUUUCUAUCGAACAUUUCGAAAAACAACGACUGAAAGCGGUACAUUUUAUGCUCUUAAUAAAUGAUAAUAAUGAGAUAAUAUAUUACGGUAUUAUGUUUAAAAAUUAGCUUAAUAUAUAAAUAAAGAAUGACUACCGGCGGAUUUUCGAUACUUUUUCACUAAGAACAACUUACGGUGUAAUCAAAUUGUUCAGCACAUUUACGAAAAUAACGAGCGAGAUAUGAAUAUAUAUAUUUUACGAUUUUUGUCAAAAUCUAAUUUCUAACGCUUAAAAAAAAAAAAAAAUUCGUGACUACAGAUUUUUCGAUAUUUUUCGGUCUUACCCACGCGCACAUAUAUACCUAUAUCAUUUAUAGAGGGUGGAAGAAUGAGCAGGGAAAGUAACUGCGCACACUCAGCUGCUCCCCCGUUGUACCGCCUAAAAAUCGCGAUCCGUUUAACGAGUCGUUAAAUAUUAUUCACAAUGGUUUUUUUUUUUUUUUAUGUCUUCAGUUUUUUUUUUUUACGAUUACUGGUAGGUGAUAUUAUUACAACGCAAAAAAAAAAAAAAGGCAGACAUACUUCGCAUAGCGGGCGGGCCACUGUUGUAGGUGAGAAGUUGGGAAGGUAGGAUACAGAGGGGAAUUUAAUGUGUAUCGAAAAAUGAUUCUGAGCGGGGUUCGGUUAUACACAUUUUAAAAGGCCGUAAUAUUCACGAUUUUCUGUCCAACUUUCAAUUCUCUACUUUCUACGAACAUUUUUAAGUGAAUAACAAACAAAUUAAAAAUAAUAAAACCAUUAUUUCCGUACAUUUUCCGUUUUCCUAUGUUUAUUCCCAAUUUUUUUCAAUUAUUAUGAGAACCGUUCGUAUAUCUAAUUUAAAAAUGACAUUCUUCAAGUAUCAACUGGAUACAAUUUUAUUUCAGAAAAAAUGCUGGACUUGAAACAUCAAAACAAGACUUUUAGAAGUAAUCUUGUACAAAGUAUAAAAAAAAAAAAAAUGUUAAUAAACAUUGUUGUAAAACCAAUACAUUCCUCGUUUCGCUAAAAAUCGAAAAUUAUGCAUAUUUUUGAAGGCCGCGUGUCUCGUUUUAGAUUCCGGGCGUAGUUUCGACAGAUGUGCAGUUUUUUGUUUCUCGGAAAACACUUUUUCGGCGAGCAAAAAAUAUGCUUCGAAACUUUUGCACAUUUUUACGCUUAAAAUUAUUUUAAUACAUUAGGAAUAUUUUAUGUAUAAAAGUAUGAGGAACUUGCAUAAUCGUCGAGGUAAUAAAAACAGGAAAAAACUUGAUUUUUUUUUUUAAAGUAUUCAAAUUAUUUCCCACCGUCGCCGUCACUAUACGAACAAAAUAUAAAUUAUGCAUAAAAACAUAAAAAUCGAUUAUGCAAUUAUUGUUGCGCGAAGAAUGUGCGACGGCGGCGGCUCGAAUUGAAUCAGUUAUGGUUUUUAUGCGUACAAAUAUACAAAUAUACUUUUCGUGACGGUACACAUCACGUACAUGGAAAAAAAAGUGAUAAUUUAAAACAAUCAUUUUAUUUUAUAGAACGGCGACGUGCUUCCGAGGGAAUUACAAGUUUACCGGAACGGCGUAAAGUUAGGAAGUUCAAGUGGCCUGUACGCGGACAUACAGGGUGGACUGAACUACGUGUUCACGAGAGAUUUCGUGGCGGUCAGGUAUGUAUACAUAAUAAUAAUACAAAACUGUAUUUUAAUAUCUUUGUUUUUCAGUUCCGGUCCAUCAAAUAGUUAGGUAUAAUAUUCGUGUAUUAAAUUGCAGUAUUCGUUUCAGAUUUUUUUGUUCCACGGAUAUCGUAUAAAAUAGAAUAGAGUUGUGACAAAAAAAAAAAAAAAAAUAAUAAUAAUUAAUAAUAAAAAUGUAGAUAUUAUUCAUAUUUUUUAGGAUAUACAUUGUACGAGAAUAGACUAGAAUUAUAUGUUCUAAAUAUCAAAUUUUUCAGAAAACAAAAAAACUGGGUUUUCUCGUACAAUAAAAAAAUUUAAAACGUACAAUGUACAAUUUAAGUUGAAAAAUUGAAAACAACCAUCAAAAGCUAAAAUUUAAGUUAUUUUCUAUAUAUUUGUUGAGGUUAAUGGUUGGAACGUGUGAGUUUUGACUCUAAGGUACAGAAAAUGUGACUUUCAUUAGCAGUUAAAAUAGAAUAUGACGAAACAACUUAAUAUGAUGGAUCGAUACGACCAACUUCACAUACGUGAUGUUUUCAUACUACGAAUCAUGCGAUUUUUGAUACAGGUUAAACAGGAUAGAAUAUCAAAAUUCCCAUAGUUCAAUGGAACCAUUGAUGGUUUUGAUACGAACCGUUACAAUUUUCUGUUAAAUUUAAUUCUGUUCUUUUGCGUUUUGUAACACAAAAUGUAGUUGCAGGUCACUGUAAAAUAAAGUCCAUUCAAUUUUCAUAAAAAUCAAUACAACUGAUUUGAAUCUUGAACUGAACUACACUGGGAGUUUAAUUAGGUUUAAUUAUUAUGAAUUUUCAGUUUGUAACAUUACUAUAUAUGCAGUCUAAACGUAGUUUUAAUGUAGUAAACGUUUAUUAUUAUUUGUGUUUUUUAAAGAAUCCGGGAGGAUUAGUCGUAUAGCCGUGUUAGUCGUAUAUUAAACUAAAAAGCCACUUUCGUCUCGACAACCGAUCCAUAUCGACAUGUGUAAAGAAUUAAAAAAAAAAAACAGGUUCGAAUUCCUCGUCGAGUAGUAGUAAUGAUUUUAGUUAGGAUUUACGAUGCAUGUUUGCAGGUUCUUUUAUUUUUUUUCGAGCGGUCCAAGAACGAAAAUCUCGUAGAAUAAAAUAUUAAAUAGAAAUUUGAAUUUUAAUCUACGUGAGAUUGUACCACUACACCGAUAUACGAAUUUAUUUAGCAUAUUUUUACAUGUUUUGUCAUUUCUUCGGCGAAACUUAUUAAUGGGUGCGUAUUCUAUGUGCUUUAUGACUUGAAUUUGUGUGUUGAUGGUCGUGGUUUUGUACGCAUAUUAUCAUUUUUUUAUUUUUAGGGGAUAUUCAGUCUCUAUAAGACCGUCUCACAACCAAUUUUCCUCCACUAUCCAUUGCCAAAAUUUUACAAUUCCCGUUCUAUUCUCAGCCUAUCCAAAGUUGUUUUGCCGUUUGGGCUUUGCUCUAGCACUAUGCAAAGUAGUAAAUUUCGGCUCCAAGUUACAAACAUGUCCAGCCCAUCGCAGUUUAACGGACGCAUAGUGUUAUAAUAUCAAUAGUUUCGUAUUUUAAACAAAAACAUUUUUUUUACUCGAAUAUCUCUGCAAUAUAUUAUACAAACCAUUAGAAACAAAUGCAAUGUCGAUAAUACUAAUAUAGUAUACUUCUUCAGUCUUCUUUAUCUCUUGACAAACUUAUUCUUUAUAAUAACACCACAAUAUCAUGCAACUUAUCCCUGUCCCGUACAAGUUUAUUGUAAUAUUUUAUGUUCAUUGCUCCCUUAGUUGGCUACGCAAUUGUUUAACUCACAAUCAAAACGAAACUACUUAACAAUAUUAUAAUACGUACUAUAGGCACUCGAAACAAAAUACUCGAGAAAUUAAUUUAUUCAAUGAAUAUUUUAAAAAACAUUAGGUAAAAAACUAAAAAGACAUAAAUAUUAAUUUGAAAGAGGUUUUUUCUCGGGUAAAUCCGAGAUGACAAUUACUUAUUAAAAGCGACUUUGAUAAAAAACGGUGUACGAGUUUGACACGGAGGUUCGGGCCGCAGCCAUAUAUGCGCGCGCGUUUUUCUCCAGGGGAUAAUUAUCGACCCCGGUCCCCGUCCCUCAUUUCCCGAAUACGCGCCGAAAUAAUAUUAUCAAACGAGUUUUAUUAAAUUUAUAUCUUCGAUAUUAAUAAUAUUUUAAUAUAAUUGUAUAAUAUAUAUAUAUAUAUUUAUAUAUACCGACUUUGUCGCGCGUAGGUCGAGUCCGGGCGUGGGAAGCGAUGUGGCCGAGAAUCACCGAGUGCUGCUACAAUCGUGCGACCUGUUACCUGAGGUCACGAAAAUUUUCACGGACAACGCCAAUUAUUUGCAGGUCUGGGCGCUGAACGCCGUGCCGAACGGCGAAAAUCGCCAUUCGGUCAAAAUCAAUAAGCUCAAUAAGUUUUAAAAGAAAAAAAAAAUGUCCACAGACAAAUCGUAUAAUAAUAAUAAAUGGAUCUGGGCUAAAUCGCACGCGGCCAGUUUUAAAAUAAUUUUUUUUUUACAGGCUUACCUUUUUCUUUUUUUGUCUUUUCCUCUUUCGUCACCUUUGUUACACGCUGCGGAAAGAGUAUAGUUUCGUCUUACUACGAUGCACUGAGGAAUUGUUGAGCACAUUCAGCUAACAAAAGUACUCACCGCUCGCCUUUUUUCCAUUUUAAACUUCUGUGUGUCACUCCUGUGAUGUUUCCCUUCAAUCCUCUAACCAAAUUUAAUAUUUUACUAGCCACACAUUCUCCCGUAUACAUAAUUCUUUUAUUCUUUUCCACUUUUCGACUCGAUUUAUAAUUUAUAGACCUCCUUUCCAACGACCUUCGUUACUUCUUUCAAGACACCAAAAACCACCCCAAAGAACAAAAAAUUGAUCCCUUAAAUUAUACUUUAAUUGUAUAUCUACUUAUAAUUAAGACCUUAAAUUAGAAUUAUUUUUUUUAUUGUAACCUUAUUGACGUACUCGUUUAUAUAUUAUAACAUAAUUAAUAUAAUAGCCGUGAUUCAUCUAUAA